CAUAUUGACACUUCUGAGCAGUUGGAGCAUUCCCAGCCUUGCCUCGGGUGUAGGGAUUGCGUAGGAAAAAACAAAACUACACGGCUUUGUCUCGGUGUAGUUUUGUUUUUUGGGUUCUUUUGAGGCUCAACUGUUCUCCUUCAGAUUUUUUUGACAGUAUCAUUGGAUAAGGAGAUUGUUUUACCACAGCUGGGCCUAGUCCCAUCCAACCAGGCAUCCUUGUGGACACAAGGUGCCAAGCAACAUGUCGACAAAGGCGCCAACAUUCACACAGCCGCUGCAAAGCGUUGUGGCACUAGAGGGUAGUGCUGCAACGUUUCAGGCUCAAGUUAGUGGUUCCCCUGUUCCUGAGGUCAGCUGGUUUUGUGAUGGCCAGAUCCUUUCUGCUGCCUCUCUUCCCGGCAUUCAGAUCUCGUUCAGCGAUGGCCGCGCUGUUCUGAGGAUCCCUGCAGUGACCGCCACACACAGUGGAAGAUUUUCUCUGAGAGCCACCAAUGGUGCAGGACAAGCCACUAGCACUGCUGAGCUCCUAGUUACAGCUGAGACUUCGCCACCCAACUUUAUUCAGAGACUUCAGAGUUUGACAGUAAGACAAGGAAGCCAAGUGAGACUGGAUGUUCGUGUGACAGGAAUCCCUACACCAGUGGUGAAGUUCUCCAGGGAGGGAGCUGAGAUACAGAGCUCCCCCGAUUUUAAAAUUGUUCAAGAAGCAGACCUUUACAGUUUACUGAUUGCUAAAGCCUUCCCAGAGGACUCUGGGAUGUACUCUGUAAACGCCGCAAACAGCAGUGGAAGAGCUACCUCUACUGCUGAACUCCUGGUUCAAGGGGAGGAUGCUGUGCCCACUAAGAAAACCAAGAUGGUGGUGUCCUCUUCUCAGAUGGCCUCCUCCCAGACCAGAGUGGAAAGGAGAGUUGAGGCUGGUUUCCAGGCCGCCACCAUGAUGGAGAUGCAUGUAGAAGGAGGUGGCAUGACUCAACGGUUAGCACACAAGACCCCCCCAAGGGUUCCUCCCAAACCCACCUCCAAGUCCCCACCUUCGAUGGUCUCCAGGGUAACCGGAGGCCGCCACCAGUCACCUUCACCUGUCCGACACGUGAAGGCCCCUACACCUGCACCUGUCAGAUCUGUGUCUCCAUCCGGCAGGCCCUCAGUAUCUCCCAUCAGACCAGUCAGAUCUCCUCUCAUGACCAGGAAACGGGUGUCCUCCUCACCGGAGGUCUUGCCCCCGUGGAAACAGGGAGGCUGGGCAACGGGGGUUGCCAGCUACACCAGUAUGACGAGCACCUCCACCCACAUGCAGGCAGGCUCUGCCCAGAUCCAGGCCGGCUCUACCCAGAUGCAAGAAGGCUCUGCCCAAAUGCAAGCAGGCUCUGCCCAUAUGCAGACCAGCUCUACCCAGAUGCAAGCAGGCUCUGCCCACAUGCAGGCCGGCUCCUCCCAGAUGCAGACCAGCUCCUCCCAAAUGCAGACCAGCUCCUCCCAGAUGCAGACCGGCUUAUCCCAGAUGCAGACCAGCUCCUCCCAGAUGCAGACCAGCUCCACCCAGAUGCAAACCGGCUCUGCCCACAUGCAGAUGGAGCAGCAGUGGCAGGGCUCGUAUGGCGUCCAGCAGGUUCAGCAGGUUGCUUCACUACAAGAGGGGGAGGGAGUUGGAAGAGCGGGGGCAGUGGCCACAGUGAUGGCUGCUGUUGACCUAGCUCGUGUUCGUCAGCCUUUGCAUGUGGAGCAAUCUGGAGCUGAAGAGGAGCAUGUUGUCUUAGAGCUGCAGGCUGCAACUGAAGCUGCAGAGACGCAUGUUAGAAUGACAGCUGCCAAGUCAUCUGCUGUCAGUACAACAUCAGAGCAACAUACAUCUAACAUCUCCCAGAUUCACAGAACCACAGAACACAGCAGCCAGGGGGAAACAGCUUCAACACCAUCCCCUCUUCCAAAGUUUACCGUUUCUAAAGUUAAUGUUCCUAAACAUGACUCUAGCUAUGAGGUCUCGCGGGCAGGCUCUGCCAUUUCCUCUCUGCAGAAAGACUUAUCCGCCCACUCAACCACUAGAAUGAUCAUCAAAGCAGUCAAGUCUCCCAGUCCUUCUCGUAGGGUUGUGGAGACACGCCUGACCCCCAAGGCCUCUCCUCCACCCUUUAGAGACCCCCAAUACCACUCUGAGGUUCACUUACAGGCUGGGCUGACAGUGGCCCAGGAGGAAUUUGAGGACUGGGAGCCUCAGGAGGCUGCCCUGGUCCCAACUCAGGAUCCAGUCACUCCUCCUAGAGUUAUUGCUGUGUUAAAGAACCUGACUGUUACGGAGGGCGAGACUGUGACUCUAGAGUGCCAGAUCACUGCUCAUCCCAGCCCGGUCAUCAUGUGGUUCAGAGAGGACUACAAGAUCGAGAGUUCCAUUGACUUCCAGAUCAGCUAUGAGAAUGGAUUUGCCCGUCUGGUGAUCCGUGAAGCCUUUGCUGAAGACAGCGGCCGCUUCACCUGCACGGCAACCAGCGAGGCUGGAACAGUCAGCACGUCCUGCUAUCUGCUCGUCAAAGUGUCAGAAGAUAUUGAGAGCAGAGAAGAAACUACAUCCGUCGUUUCAGAACUUGGAAUCACACAAGAGAAAACUGUUGACGUUGAGACAGACAGAACAUCAGCUGCACCGUUCUUCAUCAAGAAGCCCAGUGUCCAGAGGCUGGUGGAGGGAGGAAGUGUGGUGUUUGAAUGCCAGGUCGGAGGAAGUCCCAAACCACAAAUUAUCUGGAAGAAGACUGGCAUGCCCCUCACUACCGGAUACAGAUAUAAAGUAGCCUACAAGAAGGAGUCAGGAAAAUGCAGAUUGGAGAUCUCCAUGACCUUUGCUGAUGAUGCAGGAGAUUACUCAAUUUUUGCCAAGAACCAGCUUGGAGAAGCCUCAGCUUCAGCGACUCUGCUGGAGGAAGAGGAAUAUGAUGCCUACAUGAAGCAGUAUGAUGUGACUUACAAAUCGGAAGAGGUGCAGGGGCCCACAUUGGUCGUGAGCCAGUACGAGAUGGAACAGAGGAGAAUGACCACCCCUACGAGCUUCGUCUCAGAAACGGAAUUCCAUAUAUCUGCAUUUGAGGAGAGGAUCAUCCAGGAGAUUGAGCUCCGGAUCAUGACGAUUACCUAUCAACACAUUGUGACAGAGGAUGGAGAACUAAUAGUCACCGCAGUAGAACACGAAGCCUUGCAGCCAACAUUUGCCACACUAGUCAAAAACUACAGGAUCAUGGAGGGAAUGGGAGUCACGUUCCACUGUAAAAUGGAUGGAGUCCCACUUCCCAAGAUUGCAUGGUACAAGGAUGGCAACCGUCUUCAACAUGGCGGCCGUUAUCAGAUGGAGGUCCUUCAGGAUGGCAGAGCAAGCCUUCGUCUGCCUGUGGUGCUUCCAGAGGAUGAGGGCGUUUACACCGCCUUCGCCAGCAACAUGAAGGGUAAUGCUGUAAGCUCUGGGAAGCUGUAUGUGGAACCCUCUGGGGCAACAACACCUCAAAGAUACACCCCCCAGCCUGCGAUGCAGAGAUUUAGGUCUACAUCCCCUCGUUCUAUGAGUCGCUCCCCUGGCCGUUCUGCCAGCCGCUCUCCUGCUCGUUCUCCGGCUCGCAGGCUUGAUGAGACGGACGAAGCUCAGCUGGAGAGACUCUACAAACCUGUCUUUGUUCUGAAGCCUUCCUCAUGUAAAUGCGCUGAGGGGCAGACUGCCAGAUUUGACCUGAAGGUUGUCGGAAGGCCGAUGCCUGAAACAUACUGGUUCCACAAUGGUCAUCAAGUUGUCAAUGACUUCACCCACAAGAUUGUUGUUAAAGAAGAUGGAACACAGUCUCUGAUCAUUGUAACAGCCAUGCCUCACGAUUCUGGAGAAUGGACAGUUGUUGCUCAGAAUAGAGCUGGAAAGUCCUCAGUCUCCAUCACUUUGAGUGUCGAUGCUAAAGAAAGCCUGGCACGUCCCCAGUUCACUGAGAAACUGAAGAACAUCAGUGUGAAGCAGGGCACUCUUGUGGAGUUGGCUGUCAGGGCCAUCGGAAACCCCAUUCCUGAUAUUGUCUGGCUGAAAAACAGUGAUAUUAUUUCCCCACACAAAUACCCACACAUCAAGAUCGAGGGUACUAAAGGAGAGGCCAAAGUCCAGAUCACUUCAUCAGCUGGAUCUGACAGUGCCUGGUACACAGCUACAGCCAUCAACAAGGCUGGAAGAGAUACCACUCGCUGUAAAGUCAAUGUUGAGGUAGACUCUGCAAUGCGUGAACCAGAGAGGAAGCUGAUUAUAACCAAAGGAACCUACAAGGCUAAAGAUAUUGCUGCUCCUGAAUUGGAGCCCCUUCAUCAACGUUAUGGCCAAGACCAAUGGGAGGAGGGAGACCUUUAUGACAAAGAGAAGCAGCAGAAACCACAGUUCAAGAAGAAGCUGACUUCUGUCCGAAUGAAGCGUUUUGGGCCAGCUCAUUUUGAGUGCAGACUGACUCCUAUUGGUGACCCCACUAUGGUAGUUGAGUGGCUACACGAUGGCAAACCUCUUGAUGCUGCCAAUAGGCUGCGCAUGGUCAAUGAGUUUGGCUAUUGCAGUCUUGACUAUGAAGUUGCUUACGCAAGAGACAGCGGUGUUAUUACCUGCAGAGCUACAAACAAAUUUGGAGUUGAUCAAACUUCUGCCACCCUCAUUGUUAAGGAUGAGAAAGGCCUUGUUGAAGAUUCACAGCUUCCUGACGGAAGGAGGGGAACACACAGAAGUGAUGAGAUGGAGCGCAUGGCUCAUGAGGGAGGACCCACCGGUGUCAGUACUGAUGAGGAGAAAGAGAAGACAAAACCUGACAUUGUUUUGGUUCCAGAUCCAGCAAGAGUUCUUGAAGGAGAAACGGCGAGAUUCCGUUGCAGAGUGACUGGUUAUCCAACACCCAAGGUAAACUGGUACCUUAACGGACAACUUAUUCGCAAGAGUAAGAGAUACAGACUGCGUUAUGAUGGCAUUUACUACCUGGAGAUAGUGGAUGUCAAAGUUUAUGAUUCAGGAGAGGUCAAGGUGGUUGCUGAUAGUCCUCUAGGCUCAACAGAACAUGUUGUGAAGAUAGAAAUCACGCAGAGAGAGGACUUCAGGUCCGUACUCCGACGUGCACCUGACACUAAAACCGCAGAGUCCAAAGAGUCUGCAGGACCCGGCUUUGACAUCAUGAAGGUGGACAGACCUAGUGAGAGCUCCCAGUUGAAAGAGGUCGUCAAACUGAAGAAGACCCAGAGAGUUGUCCACGAGAAAACCUCAGAGGAGUCGGAUGAACUGAAGAGCAAGUUCAAGCGCAGAACAGAGGAAGGAUUCUAUGAGUCAAUAUCUGCUGUGGAGUUCAAGUCUCGCAGGAAGGAUGAGUCUUAUGAGGACCUACUGAAGAAGACAAAAGAAGACCUGCUUCACCGCCUGCGGGAAAAAGAAGAGGCAGAGAGAAAGCUUCUAGAGGAACAGGGGAACGUGACCAUCCCCACCUUCAAACCAGAGAGGAUUCAGCUUUCUCCCAGUAUGGAAGCUCCCAAGAUCCUGGAGCGUAUUACUAGCAAGACCGUUGCGCCGAUGGACGAGGUUAAAUUCCGAGUCAGGGUUGUCGGACGACCAGAACCCGAAUGUCAGUGGUUCAAGAACGGCAUUCAGCUUGAGAAGUCAGAACGUAUAUACUGGUACUGGCCUGAGGACCACGUUUGUGAGCUGGUGAUAAGGGAUGUGACUGCAGAAGAUUCGGCCAGUAUCAUGGUCAAAGCCCUGAAUGUAGCAGGGGAAGCUUCAAGCCAUGCUUUUCUGCUUGUGCAAGGCACGGCAACAGUAAAUUUCACUCAAACUCUAGAAGAUGUAACUGCUAAUGAAAAGGACACAAUGGUAACCUUUGAGUGUGAAACCAACGAGCCUUUCAUCAAGGUUAAAUGGAUAAAAAACAACAUGGAUAUCUUCUCUGGAGACAAAUACCGGAUGCACUCUGACAGAAAGGUCCACUUCCUGUCCGUUCUGGUCAUCGAGAUGAAAGACGAUGCAGAGUACAGCUGUGUUGUAAUAGAUGACGAGUGCAUCAGGACUAGUUCAAGACUCCAUGUUGAAGGUGCUGCUCUGGAGCUCACCAAGAUGUUGGAGAACAUUGAAGUUCCUGAGACCUACGCUGGAGAGUUUGAGGUGGAGCUGUCCCGUGAAGAUGCUGAGGGAACGUGGUAUUUUGGAGACAACGAGAUCUCUAGUAGCAGCAAAUAUUCCAUGUCCUCCCGUCGUGGAAGACACUCUCUGUCAGUCAAGGAUGUAAAGAAAGAGGACCAGGGGAAAUACACCUUUGUCUGUGGAGAUCUGAGGACUUGUGCCUCCUUGAAGAUGAAAUUGCGCCCUGUGACGCUGAUGCAGCCCCUGAGUGACCUGACUGUCUGUGAAGGAGACAUUGCCCAGCUGGAGGUGAAGUUCUCCCAGGAGAACGUUGAAGGAACUUGGAUGAAGAACGGCCAGGUCUUUUCGGCCUCAGACAGUGUCCACAUGGUUAUUGACAAACUGGUGCACAAGCUGCUGCUGGAGAAUGUCACCAGAGACAAUGCUGCGGUCUAUUCCUUCCUGGUUCCUGCCCAAGACAUCUCCACCUCUGGAAAACUCAGUGUUCAGACCAUUGAUGUCCUGGUGCCACUGAAGGAUGUAUCAUCUACUGAGGGAACCAAGGCUGUUCUGGAGACCAAGAUCUCAGCUCAGGACAUCACCUCUGUCAAAUGGUACCACAAUGAUAUGCUGCUGACAGCCAGUGAGCGAGUUCAGAUGGUGUCCAAGGGGGCCAAGCAGCGUCUGGUCUUCAACAGGACCUAUGCCUGCGAUGAGGGACAUUACAAACUGGUUGUGGGCAAGGUUGACACCAGCUGUACACUGUCAGUCGAGGAGGUGAACAUCACAAGACAUCUGGAGGACAAGGUAUGCUCUGAAUCCCAGAACGUCAUGUUUAGGGUGGAGGUGUCCCAUUCUGGGAUCGAUGCAGUUUGGAGCUUGAAGAACCAGCCCCUCAAAGCUGGGCCCAAGUACAAGAUGGAGUCACAUGGAAAUAUGUACACGCUUACCAUCAUAGACACCAUGAAGGACAAUGAGGGCCAGUACACCUUCCAUGCUGGUGAAAAGACCUCCAAUGCCUCGCUCUCAGUCUCUGGGGGAGCCAUCACCAGACCCCUGCAGGACGUGACAGUGGCAGAGUCCCAGAUGGCCCAGCUGGAAUGUGAGGUGGCCAACGCCAAGGCUGAGGGCAGGUGGCUGAAGGAAGGCCAGCCUAUUGACUUCAGUGACAACGUUGUGAGUGAGGUGGAAGGAGCCGUCCGGCGCCUGCUGAUCAUUAUCACCAGACCCCAGGAUGUAGGAGAAUACACCUACCAGGUUGCCAGCUCCAAGACCACGGCCAACCUCAGAGUUGAGGCGGUGAAGAUAAAGAAGACCCUGAAGAACCAGACCGUGACGGAGACCCAGGAGGCGGUGUUCUCCCUGGAGCUGACCCACGCCGAGGUGAAGGGAGCCCAAUGGAUCAAGAACGGCGUGGAGCUGCUGACCAGUAACAAAUAUGAGGUCACCUGUGAGGGCAUGGUCCACACCUUGAAGGUGAAGAACUGCAACACCCAGGACGAGUCUGUUUAUUCCUUCAAACUGGGCAAGCUGUCUGCCAGCUCCAGGCUCAACGUGGAAACUAUCAAGAUUGUGAAGAAGAUAAAGGAUGUGACAUCACUGCUGGAUUCUACUGCUUCCUUUGAGAUGAGUCUGUCACAUGACGAUAUCCCUGUGAAGUGGAUGUUCAACAAUGUGGAGAUCCUGCCGAGCAACCAAUGUAAGAUCCUGAUGGAGAGGAAGGCCCACAAGCUCAUCAUCCAGAACUUGGACUCUAGUAACACUGGAGAGUACACCGCCGUGGUGGGACACCUGCGCUGUAACGCCAACCUCAAUGUAGAGGCUCUGUGCGUGACCAAGCCCUUGAAGAAUUUGGAGGUACCAGAGACCCAUGUGGCCACAUUGGAGUGUGAAGUUUCUCAUUUCAAUGUCCCCUCUACUUGGCUGAAGAAUGGUGUGGAGAUAGAGAUGAGUGAGAAGUUCAGGAUUGUGGUCAAAGGCAAACUCCACCAGCUCAAGAUCAUGAACACGAGCACUGAGGACUCUGCCGAGUACAGCUUUGUCUGUGGAAACGACAGAGUCUCUGCUACUGUUACUAUCAGCCCUAUUCUGAUCACAUCCAUGCUGAAAGACCUUAACGCCAAAGAGAGAGAUACCAUUACUUUUGAGGUAAAUGUCAACUACGAGGGCAUCACCUAUAAGUGGCUGAAAAACGGAGUGGAGAUCAAGUCGUCUGACAGAUGCCAGGUUCGCAGCAAACAGCUGACUCACACCCUCAGCAUCCGAAAUGUUCACUUUGGAGAUGGGGGAGAGUACAAGUUCACAGCUGGAUCAUCAGCCACGGCAGCAAAUCUCUUUGUUGAAGCUCGAUUGAUUGAAUUCACAAAGAAAAUAAAAGACCUAAAGAUAACAGAGAAGAAGAGGGCUACUUUUGAAUGUGAAGUUUCAGAGCCCGACAUCAAGCCAAUAUGGAUGAAAGAUGGACAAGAGUUGGAAUUAUCAGAAGAAAGAUACGUUGUUCAGGCUGAGAAGUUUGUCCAUCGCCUCAUGAUUCAGACGGUGCGUAUGUCCGACGCCGGGGAGUAUUCAGUGGUGGCCGGAUCCAGUGUGUCCAAGGCUCACCUCAUCGUGGAGGGAAGAGACGUCAGAAUCACCGAACCAGCUGACAAGACCAUCACGGUUUUGGAGAAACAAAGAGCCACCUUUGAGUUUGAGGUGAAUGAGGAGGAUCUGGAGGGUCGCUGGCUGAAGAAUGGAGUUGAGAUCCAGUUCUCAGUUGAGGAAAGGUUUAACUACGUGUCCAUCAGGAAGAUCCACCGUCUCACCAUCUCUGAGACAUACAGAAGUGAUGCUGGCGAAUAUACCUUCAUCGCUGGCAAAAACAAGAGCACCAUGAACCUCCAUGUCAACAUCCCAGAGCUCCCUCAGAUCGUCAAGCACAUGGAGCCCCAGUCAGUGGAGGCUGGAAAACCAGCUCGCUUCACUGUCACAGUGACUGGUGUUCCCCAGCCACAGGUUUCCUGGUACAAGAACUCCCAGGCUUUGUCUUCUGGCUUCAAGUGCAAGUUCCUUCAUGAAGGAAACGACCACACUCUGCUGCUUAUUGAGGUGUUCCCAGAGGAUGCAGCUGUGUACAACUGUGAAGCCAAGAAUGACUACGGAGCAGCCACAAGCACUGCCCCACUCAAUGUAGAAGUGUCUGAGGCGGUAUCUCCGGACUCGUCUGCGCUUGUCGCUCCUCCUGUGGUUCUGUUGCCCGUCGCUGACACCUCCACACCUGAGGGGAUGCCGGCACGCUUCCAAUGCCGAGUGCGUGGAGAAGAUGUGAAGAUCAGCUGGUACCUCGGUGACAAGGAGAUCAAACAGUCAGACUUCUUCAGAAUGUCCCAGUUUGACGAGAACUGCCAACUGGAGAUCUCCAGGGUCUACUCUGAGGAUGAAGGACAGUACACCUGUGUGGUCAAGAACAGCGCAGGAACCGUGUCCUGCUCUGCAAGCCUCAAGCUAGACGGGCGAGCCCUUUGUGAGCCGGAGCUGCAUGUCUCCACCUGCCUCACCAGUCCAAAGAAACAUUCAAUUGGGCAGAAGCCAACCUUUAUCCAGCCAAUAGCAAGCAGUACUGUGUCCCAUGGGGAAGUGGCCAGGUUCCAUGCUUGUGUGUCCGGCACCCCAAAGCCACACAUUAGCUGGUUUCACAACCAGCUGCCCAUUCAACCCACAAAGGAUGUUGUCUUUCAUUUUGAUGAUGUGACAAACACUGCCACACUGAUUCUAGUUGAUGCUUUCCCUGAGCAUGCUGGGCAGUAUAGCUGCAGAGCAAGCAAUAGCACUGGGGAGGUGGUGUGCUCUGCUACUCUCACCAUAACUAAAGAAGAAGUGACUCAAGUUAAAGAGCAGAUAGAAACCAAGACUGAAUACAAAGUCAAAGAACAUUCUAGCAUCUCCAUGGAGACCAAGCGAGAAGAAACCCAUUCCACUUCUCUACAGCUCUCACAAAAAACUAGGACACUCCAACUCAAGCCAGAGCCCAAACAUUACUCUAGUUCUUUAGAGAAGAAAAAAGAAAAGCCAGUUUUCCUUAGCCAGCUGUCUCCAACUGCUGUGACUGAAGGGGAAACGGCUAGGUUUACCGUCACAGUGACGGGCUUUCCCAAGCCCUCGGUUCAAUGGUUCUAUAAUGGAAAGGUGAUACAAAGCUCCACUGUUUAUAUACUGAUAGAGGGAAAAGAGGAAUACACAUUGGUAAUCACCAAGCUUACUUCUGACUAUGAAGGAGAGUAUUCCUGUACUGCCACAAAUAUAAUUGGCCAAACAACCUGCUCCACAUAUCUGGAAGUUAAAAAGAGUGUUGUUAGUAAGGCAGAGAAAUGGGUUGAACAAAUGUUCAUGGUUAAAGGUCAACCUCCCACAUUCACAGUAGAGUUUCGCUCUGAAAGAUCCCCUGAGGGAGGAGAAGUUUCCUUUCAAUAUGAAGCACGUGGACACCCAAUUCCAGAUGUCAAAUGGUUUAAAGGCGCUUUUCAGAUCGGACCAAAUAGGAACUGUAUUAUAGUCAACAACUCAAAUGGCUCUGGCCUCAUCCAAAUAAAGAGCAUCAAACAGGAGGACAGCGGCAUCUAUACUUGUAAGGCCCUUAACCAUUUUGGAGAGGCUUCAUGUAGUGCUGAACUGGUGGUUUUCAGGGAGGCUGUUCAGCAGGAACAGCACCCAGUCAUUCAUGAAAGAGGCUACAAAGUAACCAUGACUGAGCAAGCCACAGAGUCACGCUUGUACCAGGUCAGCCUUCCAGGACAGGAAAGAUCUAGUUCAGAUCAAAUGGUUUACACCAUUGGCACUGAGGACAGGCAGGUAAUUUCCAGUGAGCAAGUGGGCACCAUUAGAGAGCUGAAUAUUUCUGCCGCCACUCUCCAGAGAGAGCAGGUCACCCACCAGGCUGCCGUUCUGCAGUCCCAUGAAGUGGAGGAGAGGGUGUCAGUGGCUCCUGCCCAUCCAUCCCACAUUUCAGCAGUCCCUCUCAAACAGCUCCACAUGGCAGCAUUCACAUCCUCUGUCUUGGAGAGUCAAGACCUCACAGAGCAACACUGUGAUCGCAUUCUGAGUCCGGAGCUUUUCAAGCUGGAGGCUGCAGAGGAGAAAAAGUCUAAAAUGAUGUCAGCCUUAUCUGAGGAGGUCCUGGCUCUCUCUACUGUUAGUACAGAGCCUCUGGGUGACAGGGUGUCAGCUAAGAUCAUGCCCACCUCAGAACCAAAGCAUGUUGUUAGUGGUCCACAGGUGGAUGCACAGCUGCCCCUCCUGAGGGAGUCAUCCCAUGACAUCCCCCAGCCCCAGCAGGAGAAGAGCUAUCAGUUGAAGGAAGGUGUUAAGAUCUUAUACUCUGCCCAGUUAGCAGAGAAGCGUGUGCUGCUUGAGGGCCACAUCACCCAGCUAGCCUCAGCAGAAUCUGCAGUCAAAUCCUCAUCGAGCAAAGAACAGCCCAGACCCGUCUUGGCCACAGUCAGUGAGACCAAGCAGGCUUUAUCCAAAGAGACAGUGUUCUCGAUGCAGAGGCCUGAUCAGGAGAUGGCUAGUGUUUGUAGAGAUUUAGUGAGGAAGGAAGCCCUCAAAGCAGAGGAGGGGCAGGCUCUUCAAGCUGAACGCUCCCAAAAGCUGCAGAGUCUGGAUAGUGCAGAGAUCAUUCAGUCCCAGGUUGAGCCAGAGCAGUUGUUGCACCUGCAGGUCAUAACAGACCAGGACCUCCUCCCUUUUGAGGAGAGGUUCAUAUGUGACAAGCCAGCUCCAGAACAGUUGAGCAGCAGGAAAAGUCCAAGCAUUUUACACUGUGUCAGCCAUAUUGAUCAAAGGACAGUGGUGUGUGAACAUAAAGAAGAGUUUGAUUCUACCCCUAGUACCAUUACAAUCCAGCCCAUAAAAGAGGUUCACGCUUCACUCCAUCUUCACUCCCACCAGCCUGUGCAGGAACUAGCUAAAGAGGGACUACUUGUCGUUGAGAAACCAAAGCAACAGCUGGCAGCACAGAAACAGGAGAAGGCCAGGAAUCAUUCAGCCAUCUCUGAGGAGAGAAGGGAGAUCACAGCAGAUUAUCACAAAGAUCUUGAUGUGUCUGUGACAGGAGUUAAAUCACAGCUUCGAUCUGAGCCUAGACCUCAGAACAUCCUCCAGGUCUCCUUUCACUCAAUGCAGCUCCCAAAGGAGACUAUUUUCAGUAGCGACAUGAAACAACAGCGUGCCUUAGUUCAGAAGGAGGAACGUUGGAAUUUGAUAAAUGUCACCACUGUAGAAGAUAGCCAGGCUUUGGAGGAGGGCCAUACCAAGAGUCUGCCUGCCGUGGAUAAAUUCACCUGCCAGACAGCUGUAGAGCCUAAGGUUCCCACAGAGCCAGUCCAGGUUGAGAAGAAGGAGAUCUCUACUGAGAUCAGCUUUUCUCUAGAGGCAGCAGAGCAGGACUUUGCGGUUCAAAUCCAGGAGGGCCAGUCAGUCAGACAGUCAAUCAUGAUGGACGAGAAGCGUGUGCUGAAAGGGGAGUUUUCUCAUAAGAUUAUAAAGUCAGAGUCCUCUAGUAUCAGUGUUACCACACAACCAAGACUUUCUUUAAUGGCACCACAGUCUGAAGAGAGCACAGCCCUGCCCAAAGAGCUGACCUUUGUGAUUCAGAUUCCCAAACCAUCCAGUGUGAAUAUUAGACGUCAGCUGAAAGAUGCUCUUCAGUCUGCUGUGGCCCAGGAACAACCACUGCUACUUGCCGAGGUGCUGGCGAAGUUAGAGGCAGCACAGAUCCAGGAAGUCAAGGUUCAGAAAGAACCAAAACGUUCAAUGUUUACAUACCUUGUCACGUCAUCUGGUGCCCCCAUAGAAAUCUCUCUGGCUUUUGAUGGUGAGUACCCUCAGACAGCUGAACUGAGGUCUGAACUGCAGGCAGCCUUCCACUCUAUAGUUUACCAGGAGUCCCAGGCCCUGACUCUGGAACAGCCCAGUACUAUGCUUCUAGACAGGCCUCAGAGAAUGCAGGUUAUUUCUGCCCCCUCAAAGGAAAUGAUGUCAUCUGUGGUUGAGUCCAUCCACGUAGCAGAAAGUAUUGUGGAUAUUACUGCAACUCAGUCUCAGGCUGCUUCUAUUAAAACAGAAUCUGGCUUGGCGCUAGAGUCUCUGAGCACAGAGGAGCAGGUAGUCAUUCAGGAACCCAAGGUGCAGAAACAGGUUGUCCAGGUCUCAAGGGAGGCUCAUGUGGCUUCUGAGCAGUCAGUGCAGGUGAGCAGACAGUCUGUGAAGAGCCAGCAAGAUGUAGCUGCUGUCGAUGUGGUCAGCAUCAGACCUAGUUCCAGCACUAAAGAGCGGUCGAUAGACAUUUCUGUUCAGAGGGAGAGCCAGGAAAUGACCUUUAAGGAGGAAUUGAAAUUGUCCAACCCUGACAUAGUCACCUCUCUGCAGAAUUUAACUGUUAACGAGGACAGUAUAGUAAAGUUUAGCACCACCAUAGAGUAUGUCACCAAGGUAAACUGGCUUUUCAAUGGUAAAUUGGUCAAACCUGGCAAAGAGUUAAAGUGUUCUAAAGACAAUGACACAUACACACUGAUUAUCAACAAAGUUAUCAAGGAGAAGCAUCAAGGAGAAUAUGUCUGUGAGGCUGAGAAUGAAGCUGGCAAGACAACAACAUCUUCAAGACUCACUGUGGUCUCAAGAGUACCACCAAUCUUCAGGCAGAAGAUAAGCUCUAUGGAGAUCAACGUGGGCGGCUACGCCAAGAUGGAAUGUGAGAUUGAAGAUUCUCCGAACGUGACCUUCAAAUGGUACAAGUCGACUGUGGAGAUACGGCAGAGCGACAAAUACCGGAUCCUCAGCCAUCAAGGCGGCUCGGCCCUGGAGCUGCAGAGCCCCACCAAGGCUGACAGCGGGGAAUACAGCUGCAAGGCCUCUAACCAGCACGGCGCCGACAGCUGCUCCGCCACCCUGAACGUCACCGAAAUGUACCCGCCAAUAUUUGUAUCAAAACCAGAACCAAUGACAUUAUAUGUUGGUAAACGCACCCUGUUCCAGUGCUCAGUCACUGGAACUUCACCGAUGGAAGUUGUCUGGCACAAGGACAACGUAGCAAUCUCUUCUGAGGGGAACUGUUUGAUGAAAAGUGAAAAGAACAAGUAUUCCCUUGAGAUUACAUGCCUUGAGCUAUCCCAUCAGGGGGUGUACCUCUGUAAAGCCUCCAACCCUGUUGGCACUGCUACCUUCACCACAGAGAUCAGGGUUGUCAGUAAGCCAAGCUUUGUGAAGACGUUUGAGCCAGUGUCUUCAACUGUCAAUGAGGCACUUCACCUGGAGUGUCAGGUGGAUGAAGACACUGGUGUGUCUGUCACCUGGACCAGGGAUGGCAAAAAGGUCCACCAGACUAUGGAAUGUAAAAUGUGGUUUGAUGAAAAAGUGGCUGUUCUUGAGAUCCCCAAGUCUAAAUUGAAGGACUCUGGAAAAUAUGUCUGUACAGCCACAAACGAGGCAGGGAGUUCGACCUGCCAGGCUAUGGUCAGUGUUCAAGAGCCACCUGCCUUUGUCAAGAAGAUGGAGCCAAAGUUGACUUGGAAAAAGGGCAUAGCUGCCCGCUUACAGUGCACAGUAAAUGGAUCUCCAGAACUCAGUGUCCACUGGUUCUGCAGCAACAGAGAGCUCAGCCAUGGAGAUAAAUAUAAAAUCUCCUUCAAGAAUGGAGCAGCCACUCUGGAGAUGGUGAAUGUUCUUGUUACAGACAGUGGGACGUACAUCUGUGAGGUAUCAAAUGAUGCUGGCAGUGAUAGCUGUAACACCCUGAUAGCAGUUAAAGAACCACCCUCAUUUAAGAAGGAGCUAAAGACAAUGGAGGCUGUGAAAGGAAGUCCAGCUCACCUCGAGUGUGAGAUUACAGGAACAGGUCCUUUUGAAAUCAACUGGUUCAAAAAUAAGAAAGCUAUUGCCUCUGAUCAAAGAUACAAGGUGAUUUCUCAAGAGUCUCUGGCACGGCUUGAGAUUCAGACAUUUGAAAGUGCAGAUGUCGGAGACUACCAGUGUGUUGCUUCCAAUGAUGUGGGUAAAAUAAGCACUAAGGCACUAGCUAAACUAAAAGAACCACCAUCAUUCUCAAAAAGAGUUGAGAGUGUUGUGGCAGUGUUGGAUAACACAGUCAAACUUCAAGGCAGCAUAAAAGGAUCAGCUCCCCUCAUUGUUAAAUGGACGAAAGACUCUGAGAUUCUAAGAGAUGAUGAUCCCAAUAUCAGCAUGCGGUUUGAGAACAAUGUUGCCAGCCUUACAAUAUCCACUGUCACAAUCAGCCAUGGUGGAAAGUAUACAUGCCAAGCAGAGAACGAGGCAGGGCAACAGAAAUGUGAAGCUACUUUGACUGUUCAAGAACCCGCCAGACUCCUAGAACCUGCAGAGUCCAUAAGUGUGACUGCAGGAGAUUCAGCCACCUUGGAAUGUACAAUCGCUGGAAGCCCAGACCUCAAGGUGCAAUGGUUUAAAGAUGGAAAGGAGGUGACGAGUGGUCGUAAAUACAAAAUCACUCUGAAGGAGAAAACUGCAAUGUUAAAAGUUCUGGCAGCAGAAAAAGAUGACACUUCUGAAUUCAGGAUGGAGGUGUCCAACAAAGUGGGCAAGGACCAGUGCACGUGCUCUGUUACCGUCCUAGAUCGGACAAUGGCUCCAACUUUCACUAAGUCUCUGAAAAGGGUUGAUGGUUGCAUAUCUGCAGAUGUCUCCAUGGACUGUAAAGUGUCCGGUUCCCAACCAAUGACCAUCAUUUGGUUCAAGGAUGAAUCAGAGAUUGCGUCUGGGGGAAGGUUCCUGUCAGAGUUCAAAGAUAGCUCUGCCACCCUGAAAAUCAUGAAGCUACAGAAAGCUGACUCAGGAGUUUAUAAAUGCAGAGCUACGAAUUCUGCUGACUUUAAAGAAACAAGUGGCACUCUCUAUGUCAAAGAGCCCCCAGCUUUCACAGUGAAACCAGAAAACCUGGAGGUAAUACCAGGCUCCACUGUUUCUUUGAAAUCAGUCUUCACUGGAACAACUCCUCUGGCUGUGAAGUGGUUCAGAGAAGAAAAGGAGAUUUCCACUGGAGGCUCAUAUUUCAUUAAGAAAGAUGCCUCAUCCAGCUCCUUGGAACUCCACUCAGUGAAACCCAGCGACUCUGCUAAGUUCACAUGCCAAGUAUCCAACGAUGCUGGGAAAGUGGACUGUACUGCUGUUCUCUUUGUAAAAGAACCCCCCUUGUUUGAGAAGAAGCUGGAAGCUAUUAAGAUGGCCACCAGUGGCAGCUCUGUGAAGAUAGAGUGCAGAGCCACAGGAACCCCUGUCAUCUCUUAUAAAUGGUUCAAGGAUGAGAUAGAAGUCAGCAGUAGUCCUAAAUACACUAUGGCUGUGAAUGACUCAGUGGCCUCUCUGGAAGUGGUAGACAGCAGUGUGGAGGAUUGUGGAGAUUAUGUAUGUGUGGCUUCCAGCGAGGCUGGAAGUGACCGCUGUUGCUGUACCAUGACAGUCGAAGAGCCCCCAGUGUUUGUGUGUUGUUUGGACUCCAAAGACAUAGUGAAAGGCUCUGAACUAGUUCUGGAGGGACAGCUGUCUGGCUCUGCUCCAUUCAGUGUCUCGUUUUAUAAAAAUGCCAAACUGCUCAGGAAUGACAAGAGACACAAAGUGACAGUGAAGGACCACCAGGUGAUGCUGAAGGUGCUGUCGGUAGAGGCAGCAGAUACUGGCUCUUACAAGUGUCAUGUGGAGAACAAGGUGGGAAACACAACGAGUGAAUGUCAAGUAACACUCAAAGAACCACCAUUAUUUGUUCAUAAGCUUGAGAACAUGAGCUGCCUUGUGUCCAAGGAGGUGUCUCUACAAUGUUCUCUGAAGGGUUCUGAACCCAUGACGUUGUCCUGGCUUAAAGAUGACCAUGAGCUCAAGGAAGCUGAACACAUUCAGAUUACAUAUGAGCAUAAGAUCGCCCGCCUCCACAUUACCUGUGUACAUGCCGACCACGCUGGCAAGUACACCUGCCUGUCUCACAACCAGGCAGGGAGCCAGAAAUGUUUUGCUGUUCUGACUGUAAAAGAACCGGCUAAGAUCACAGAGGAGGCAAAGUCAAUCAGUGUCACCCAGGGAGAUCCAGCCGCUCUUGAAUGUCGGUUCUCAGGCACCAAACCUCUCAAGGCCACUUGGUUGAAGGGUGGAAAGGAGCUGGCCUCUGGCCAGAGAUAUAAGAUUCAGAGCACUGACACAAGCUCCAUACUGAAGAUCCUGAAAACAGAGACAAAUGAUAGUGGUGAAUACAUCUUUGAGGUGUCAAAUGAUGUUGGACAAAAUUGUUGUGAAGCUUCACUAACUAUUCUAGAUCAAAUACUUCCACCAUCUUUCACAAGAAAAUUUAAGCAGAUGGAGAGUAUCAAAGGAUCAUUUGCCCACCUAGAGUGUCUUGUGUCAGGCUCGCUGCCGAUCACUCUUCAGUGGUACAAAGAUGAGAAAGAGAUCCAGACUGAUGAAAAACACAAAUGCACAUUCUUUGAAAAUGUGGCUUUCUUGGAAAUCUCUCGUCUUGACAGUAAAGACGGUGGCAGCUAUACCUGCAUAGCUAGAAACAAAGCUGGAUCGGACCAGUGCUCUGGCAUCCUUUUAGUCAAAGAACCACCAUGUGUUCUGGAAAGGCCAGCAUCCACGUCUGUUUUACCUGGGUCAAAGGUCAAGUUUAAUAUCCUGAUCUCCGGCACUCCACCUAUGACCAUUAAAUGGUUCAAAGACAAAAAGGAGAUUUUAUCAAGCUCUGGCUGCUAUGUGAUCAAAGACAAUGCCUCCACCUUGCUGGAGAUCUUCUUUGCAAAGACCUCAGACUCUGGAGACUAUAGCUGUGAGAUCAAGAAUGAUGUCGGCUCCACUUCAUGCCAGGCAACACUCUAUGUCAAAGAGCCCCCAAUAUUCAUUCGAAGCCCUGAACGCCUGUCUGUUGUUCGUCCUGGUCAAAAUAAAGUAUUUGAAUGUCAGGUGACCGGAACUCCAGAGAUAGACAUUAACUGGUUCAGAGGCAGCUCAGAGAUCGUUCCCAGCGAUAGAUACAAGACGUCCUUUAUAAACUCUGUCGCCACCCUGGAGCUCAGUGGGGCUGAGGUCAGAGACAGCGGGCAAUUCUACUGCGAGGCCCGGAAUGAGGCCGGCAGCGAGAGCUGCAGUAUGGAACUCCACGUCAAAGAACCUCCAACGUUUGUGCGAGAACUUUCUCCGGCUGACGUAGUGAAGGGAUCCAUCGCCUGCUUUGUGUGUGGGGUUGCAGGAACAGCUCCAUUUGAGAUAACUUGGUUCAAAAACACAAAGGAGAUAAAGAGCAGUGGGAAAUACGCAAUAUCCCAGGUCACCGGUACUCUGACCCUGGAGGUGCAGAAGUGUGACACUAUAGAUGUAGGGGAGUACCAGUGCACUGUCUCUAACGAGGUCGGAAGCUCGACCUGUAAAACUACACUUAGCAUCAACGAGCCACCAAGCUUUAGCCAGAAGUUUGAGAACGUCAUCACCGUCUUGGGCACAAUGGCAGAGUUUCAAUGUGCCGUUAAGGGCUCCCCAACCCUUUCUGUACAAUGGCAAAAAGAUGAGAGUUGGAUCUUGGAAGAUCCUAAGAUAGAGAGGACAUUUGAGAAAAAUGUUGCCAUGCUCAGGAUAGCUGCCUGUGAGGCUAGUCACAGUGGAAAAUACACCUGCCAGGUGGCCAAUGAGGCUGGGCAGGACAGGUGCUUCUCCAUCCUAACAGUACAAGAACCCCCACAGAUCCCAGAGAAGCCUGAGGUGAUUAAGGUGACAGUUGGAGACCCAGUCAGUCUGGACUGUAAAGUAACUGGUUCCCCUCAGCUCAAAGUCAAAUGGAUGAAAAAUGGCAAAGAGCUGCAGUCAAUUAGACAACAUAAACUGAGCUUCGAAAACAAUGUCAGUAGACUGUUGAUACAGUCAGCCCAGAGUGCAGAUGGGGGAGAAUAUAUCUUUGAAGUGGCCAACCACAUCAGUAGCUGCAGCUGUAACGUUAAAUUGAUCGUUUUAGAGCAAGUAAUCCCACCAAGCUUCAUCAAACCACUGUCAGAAUUCCAGGAGAUUUUGGGCUCCUUUGUGCAAAUCUCAUGCAAAGUGUCUGGAUCUCUUCCCAUCUCUGUGGAGUGGCAGAAAGAUGGAAGCAAAAUCUCCAGUGGAGUCAAACACAAGAUAAUCCAGCAGGACCACUCUGUUUCAAUAGAGAUUGAACAGCUAGAGAAGUCUGAUGCAGGCUCCUACUCUUGCAAACUGACCAACAAAGCUGGAAGCUGUGACAGCAAUGGCACCCUCAGAGUGAAAGAACCCCCCAGCUUUGUUCUGCUGCCUGAGUCUAAGGCUGCCUUGCCCAAUGGCAAUGUGCGCUUCAAAGGCACAUUCACAGGCAGUGCUCCCUUCACCGUGAAAUGGUUGAAGGAGGACACAGAGCUCAUGACUGGGCCCACAUGUUUUACAGGACUGGAAGGACAGUCCUGCUUCUUAGAUCUUUACUCUGUAUCCCUGGCCCACAGUGGAGUCUACUCUUGUCAAGUCAGCAAUGAUGCUGGUUCUACCCGCUGCAGUGCAGACUUAACAGUCAAAGAACCACCCGAGAUUGUGCUGAAACUCCCUGGCACAAAGUUUGUGAAAAAGGGUGAGCCACUCCAUCUGGAGUGCAAGAUCAGUGGCACGGCUCCUCUGAAAAUGACCUGGUACAAAAAUGACAGUCAGGUCACAGAUGGGAGCAACAUAAGGAGGUCCUUUGUUGACUCAGUAGCAGUCCUAGAACUGCUCACCACCAGCUUCCAUGACGAUGGAGUUUACACCUGCGAAGCUCAGAAUGAUGCUGGCAGUGUGAGCUGCAGCACCUCCGUUACUGUUAAAGACCCACCCUCUUUCAUCAAAGUACUUCAGCCAUUCGAGGGGCUGAAGGCCAAAGAUGUGAGUCUGUACUGUGAGAUCAGCGGUACAGCGCCCUUUCAGAUCACCUGGCUCAAAGACAGUAAGCCUCUCAUGGAGAGCAGGAAGUGUAAGAUGCUGAGCGAGGGCAGUUCAGCCACUCUGCAUAUCAUUGGACUUGAGCCUUCUGAUGCUGGCGAAUACGAUUGCAAAGUGUCGAACAGUGUAGGAAGUGAAACCUGCCAGACGUCAGUUAAACUCAGAGAGCCGCCGUCGUUUGUGAAGAGACUGUCAAACAUGACAGCUAUAUUUGGAGAGGAGGUGACCCUUGUUGCCACAGUUAAAGGCUCUGAACCCAUUACUGUGUCCUGGGUUCAGGACAAGGAUCACAUUCUCAGGGAUGGUGACAACAGGAAAAUCACCUUUGAAAACAACCAGGUCACACUUAGAGUCUUUAAGGCUGAUGCCACCACUGCAGGAAAAUACACCUGCCAACUGACAAAUGAUGCUGGCAAUGUGGAAUGUUUUGCUAACUUGACUAUUCUAGAGCCCGCUAAGAUAGUGGAUAAGCCUGAUGCACUGAGUGUUACUGCAGGUGAAAUUGCCGCCUUAGAGGUCAAAGUGUGUGGAACGCCACAGCUCGUUCCUAAGUGGUUCAAGGAUGGUGUAGAGUUGGCCUCUGGAAGGAAAUACAAAAUCUCCUUCUCCAAGAUGAUCUCCAGCCUCAAAGUCCUUUCUGCUGAGAGGCAUGACACUGGAGAAUAUACAUUUGAGGUCGAGAAUGAGGUUGGCAAAGACCUGAGCAAAAUAAACCUCACUGUUCUAGAUAAGAUAAUUCCUCCCUCAUUCUUGAGGACAUUAAAGGAUUGUAAUGCAGUUGUUGGGAAUUCAGGAGACAUUGAAUGCAAAGUGUCAGGCUCCCCGCCGUUCGUAAUCUCCUGGUACCACGACGGAGAGGAGAUACAGAAAGGUCCUAACUAUGAGAUUGCAUUCAGUGACAACAACUGCACACUGAAGGUUCCCACUCUUAAGUUGUCUGAUUCUGGAGUGUAUAAAUGCGCAGCUGUCAACAAGGCUGGAUCAGCUAAAACCACCGCGUCUUUCACUGUGAAAGAGCCACCAACCUUUGUGGUGCAGCCACAACCUGCUGAGGCUAUGCCAGGCACUAGUGUGACCUUCUCAGCCAUUGUGAAGGGCAGUGCCCCACUGAAACUGAAGUGGUUCAGAGGAACCAAGGAGAUGAUGACUGGAGGAGACUGUGAGAUGUCCCUAAAGGAUAACCAGGCCCGCUUGGAGCUUUACAAUGUCAAUAAGUCUUAUGCUGGUGAAUAUACGUGCCAGAUCAUAAACGAUGCAGGAAAGGAGAGUUGUCCUGUUAAUCUGACUGUCAAAGAACCAGCCUACUUUUCAAAGAAGCUGAAGGACAUGACGGUAGAGAAGGGAAAAGCUCUGAUGCUAGAGUGCACGUACACCGGGAGCCCCAUGAUCACAGUGAACUGGUAUAAAGAUGGCCAGCAGAUAUUUGCCUCUUAUAAAUACAACAUCACCACCACAGAGAGCUCCUGUAUCCUGGAGUGUUUGAGCACUGAGGAGAAAGAGGCUGCUGGGAAGUUCUCAUGUCAAGUUUCCAAUGAUGCUGGAACGGACACCUGCGAGGCAUCAGUGACUAUUCUAGAACCCCCCUAUUUCGUUGAGGCCUUGGAGCAUAUGGAGGUGACUACAGGAGAUGCAGUGUGUUUGAAGUGCCAGCUGGCAGGAACCCCUGAAAUCAAAGUGUCCUGGUUCAAGGCUGAUGGCAAAGUGAGGUCCAGCCCAACCUGUAAAUUGGAGUACUCUAAAGGUGUGGCCUGCCUGAAGCUUAGCAAAGCUGGAAAAUCUGAUGUCGGGGAAUACACCUGCAAGGCAGAGAACUGUAUAGGCUCCACCUCCUCUACAUGCAGACUAAGUGUCCAAGAGGCUAAGACACCACCAUCCUUUCCUAAGAAGAUCACCAGUCUGCAGCAGACUGAGGGCAAGGUAGUCAGGUUUGAGUGUCGUGUUGCUGGCUCCUCGCCCGUCGAGGUUUCCUGGCUGAGGGACGGAGAGCCUCUGGAGGGAGACGAGGUCUCCAUGUCGUACGACGACAAUACAGCUGUGUUGGAGAUAAGACCUGGGGAAAUGAGGCACUCUGGAGAGUACAGUUGCGUCGCCACCAACAGCGUCGGUAGCGCUUCCUGUAGAGCCAAGCUCACCCUGCAAGAACCAAGAUACGCACCCAUCUUUGAAACAAAGCUGUCACCACAGGAAGUGACUGUUGGUGAAAGUGUUGAGCUGGAGUGUCACAUGACAGGCUCCGCCCCCAUCAAGGUCACAUGGUCGAAGGACCACAAAGACAUCCGAUCCGGCGGCAACUAUAGGAUGACCUGCGUGGAGAACAUCUCUCAUCUGACCAUUCUAAAGGCAGAUAAAGGGGACACUGGGAAAUACUUCUGCCAUGCCAUUAAUGACAUGGGGAAGGACUCUUGCAGCACAGAUAUCACGGUGAAAGAGCGCAAAAACCCUCCGACAUUCACUAAAAAGCCCUCUGAAAGCAUUGAGGACACGGAGGGCAAGCUGGUGAAGAUCGAGGGCCGUGUAGCCGGUUCUCAGCCAAUGGCUGUGAGCUGGUACAAGGGGGACAUGGAGAUCCAUAGCUCUGACAAAUAUGAUAUCAGUUUUAAGAGCAACGCAGCCGUGCUAUGCAUCAAGAACAGCCAGGUGUCCGACAGCGGGAAGUACUCCUGCCAGGCGUCCAACGAGGCGGGCAAGGCCAGCUGUGGCGUCUCACUUGAUGUAGCUGAGGCCAAGAAGCCACCUGUAUUCGAUGUCCCUCUUAAAGCGGUGACGGUGGUUGAGGGCGACAAGAUGAGCCUUACCUGCCACAUCCGUGGGUCCACUCCUCUGAUUAUCCAGUGGAUGAAGGACAGGAAGGAGCUCAUCUCCUCUGUUGAGGCUGAAGUCAGUUUUGCGGACGGGACUGCCAGCCUGGAGAUCAGCAAGGUGUCCAAGGCCCACGCUGGGGACUACCUCUGCAAGGCCAGCAACGAUGCUGGCAGUGAAUUCUGCAAGGCUAAAGUUACUUUGAAAGAUGGAACAGGUGCAAAGCCUGCUCCCACAGAGGUGCCUACUGCAUCUCAAGCUAAGAAACUGGACAGCUUGUUCUUCAUCGAGGAGCCAAAAUCCAUCAAUGUCUCUGAGAAGGGCACUGCUACCUUUAUCGCCAAGGUUGGAGGUGAUCCCAUUCCCAAUGUGAAAUGGAUGAAGGGGAAGUGGAGGCAGAUCACCCCUGGUGGUCGUAUCUCUGUGGAACACAAAGGGCAGGAGGCCAAGCUGGAGAUAAGAGAAGUGACCAAGUCUGACUCUGGCCAGUACAGAUGUGUGGCAUCCAGCAAACACGGAGAGAUUGAAUGCAGUACAGACAUGCACGUGGAGGAGAAGAAGGAGACAACAGGAUUAGAAGGAGACCUAAGAGCCAAACUGAAGAAGACUCCCUCAAAGCAGAAGAGCCCACAGGAGGAGAAGGACAUCGAUAUUGUUGAGCUGUUGAGGAAUGUAGACCCUAAAGAGUAUGAGAAGUACGCACGUAUGUAUGGCAUCACCGACUACAGGGGACUGCUCCAAGCCAUUGAGCAGCUCAAGAAGGAGAAGGCUGAGGAAAGUGGAAGACCGGAAAUUGAGCGAGGGGACAGAGACUCUGACGAGGACAUGGCUAAGCUGGUGGCUGACCUGCAGAAGAGGAUGGAACGCACCGAGCCCGUGACGGUGGUGAAAGACAUUUGUGACCAGUCUACCUUCAUCAACAAGGAGGCUCUGUUUGAGUGCCAGGUCACCAUCAACUACCCUGAGAUCACCCUGUCUUGGUACAAGGGCACCCAGAAACUGGACAACAGUGAAAAGUAUGGCAUCAGCAUCAGUGGUAACCGCCACCUUUUGAAGAUCAAGGACUGCCAGGCCAGAGACCAAGGCAACUACCGGGUGGUGUGUGGUCCACAUAUCUCCAGCGCCAAGCUCACUGUUAUGGAGGUGGAGAUUGAGAAGCACCUGCAGGACGUAUCAGGUAAGGAAGGCCAGUCCUGUACUUUGACAUGUCAGUUGUCUGUCCCUAACGGGAAAACUGAGUGGUUAAAGAAUGGAAAGCAGAUAGAUGUGAAGGGCAGGUUCACCUCUGAGGUGAAGCACAAGAUUCAGAAGCUUGUGAUUGAAGAGCUGAAGCCAGAAGACCAGGGACGAUACUCCUGUAGAUACCAAAACCUUGAGUCAACAGCUGAACUGUGGGUGGAAGCUGAACAAAUUCAUUUCACCAAACGUAUCCACAACAUUGAGGUCAACGAACGGCAGGCGGCCACCUUUGAGUGUGAAGUCUCAUUUGAUAAUGCGAUCGUGUCGUGGUACAAAGACACCUGGGAACUCAAGGAAAGUCCCAAGUACAACUUCACAAGCGAAGGCAGAAGACAUUUCAUGGUUAUCAGGAAUGUUGCCAUCGAAGACCAAGGAGUUUACUCAGUGAUUGUGAGGUUGGAGCCCCGAGGAGAGGCUAAAAGCACAGCUGAGCUUUAUUUAUCGGGCAAAGAAAUUGAAUUAGCAAGAGUUCCCAUCGAUAUGCCUGACUCCUCAGUACAGAGGCCUGAACAACCGACAUCAGUUGCUAUUCAAGAAUCUUCUGAGUUAUAUCAUUAUGAAGAGAAGAUGGAACAGAGAGUCUCUGCAGAGCUUUCCUAUCACUAUGAGGAGGCAGAGAUGGAGCAGAGAGUUUCCAGGCUUGCGGUUCAGGAAACGGUGGACACCAAGCAAGUAGGAAUGAGAGAGAAGGUUCCGGAAAAAGUUGCGAAGAAGCCAGAGGAGGAACCAGCUGCAGCUGCGAAGGAGCCUUCCCCAUCCAAAGUACUUGUAGCCAAAAAGCCAGUAGAGGAGAACAUUUUGGCAGUUUCACUUCCAGAAAAGAAACAGAGUCCUUCUCCCAAAGAAGCACCAGAUUUGAAGAAGGCUGUGCCUGCUCCCCCCCCCCCUGCAGGGAAGCCAAAUGAGGUGCCAAAGAAAGAUGAACCCAGGCUUCAGUUUCCAGCAGAACCUCAAGCCAAGCCUCAAGCUAGAACAGAAACUGAGGCCAAACCUACUUCGAAAGGACCUCAAGCCAAGCCUAUAAUUCAACCCGAACCUGAGGAAAAGCUUCAACCUAAAGAGGAAACUAGGCCUGAGGCAAAGCUUAAACCUAAAGAAGAAUCCAAACAUGAACCUAAGGCCAAGCUUAAAUCUAAAGAAGAAACUAAAGCUGAGCCUGAGGCGAGGCUUAAACCUAUGGCAGAACCUGAAAUGAAGCCAAAAGAGAAACCUCUAGCUAAACUUGCUCAAAAGACAGAACCUGAGCCAGAAUUCACGGCUCCUAUGAGGAAGCAAGUGACUCAACCAUCAGUCCCUGAAGAAAUCCAGAAAGCUAAGGCUGCAAAACCAGAGCCGAAAGAGGUGAAGCCAGCAGUUAUCAGGCCAGAAAUCAAGGAUCAAAGACCCGAUCCAGCAGCUAAACCGCGAACAGGGUUUUCUAAGCCAGAAGAAGUUCAGGAGCCAGUGAGGGAACCAGUACCCAAGCCCAAACCAGCCAUUAAACAGACUCAUACUGACAAAACAGCCAAACCGGAGCAUUCAAAACCAGAGCCCACAAAUGAAGUGGCUCCAAAGGAGACCCUGAAGACAGAAGCACCAACAAAGAAGAAGGUUGUUAGUCCUGAACCACCAACUUCCAUCCCUCAAACGGUGGACAGAGAUGUACUUCAGAAGAAACCUGUGGCUGAUAAAGUGGAGAAGCCUGAACCAAAACAUAUAGAGGUGGCUGACAGAGCACCUGAACCCCAGAAGGUGUCGCGAGAAGCUCUGGUUAUUGUAGAUGAGAAGAUACAGGAUUCCCCAGAGAGGCGGCCGAAGAUAGCAGUUGAAAAAACACCUGCAAAAACUACAGAAAAAACACUGGAAAAGAAAGUUACAGAGUGGAGACCAGAGGAACCUGAGAAGGCAGUGAUUUCUGAAGUGGGGCUACCUGAGAAGGUUGGUGAAAUUCAGAAGGCAGAGAAGCAGAAGGUUCCUGGAAGGGACAAAGAGUCAUACAGGACUGCAGAAAAACCAACUGCCACUCCUCAUAAGAUCCUGGUUAAAGAGGCUGAGGAGAUUCCUCAGUCAAAGCCUCAAAGAGAAGUAAAGGGGGCCACUCCAAAAGAAGCAGAAGCCGAGAAUAUCCCAGUGAAAGCUGUUCAGGAGCUUGUGCAGAAACCAAGAGAAGAAGCUGGAAGAGUGCCCACGAAGGAAGAAUCAUUUCCACAAGAUAAAGAACCUCUGCCAAAGGCAGUUAGUUCCAAACAAGCGCAAGAUGUAAGCCAAGCUGUUGAAAAGACAAAGCUUCUUCUCCCGGUGAAAGAGGAGACUGGAGAGAGGAAAGAGAAACGACCAGUGAGAAAACCACAAGAUGCUGUACAAGUUGCAGAGGAAACGAUUAAGCAUCCAGUCACUGAACAGACCGAACCUGUUUUGAUGAGUAAUUUGGAAAAAACCAAGAGAGUUGAAGUGACAAAGCCUGAGUCAAAGGCUAAGGAAGUAGCCAAGAAGCAGAGAGAUGAAGAUAAACCUGUGAUGCCGAGGAAGACACCUUCUCCUGGGACAGAUGAAACCAAGGGGCCUGUACAAGCGCCAGGAGGAGUGAAAAAAGACGGACAACCUGCUGAGGAAGCAGGAAGAGGAAGAGGGAGGGGCCUGAAACCCAAGCAGACCCCAUCUCCUGGUGAUGGAGGCCGAGGUAGGGGCCUGAAGCCGGGGGGAAAGGGCCCGUCCCCACCAGAUGAGCCCUUCGCAGGAUUCAAACUCAAAGCUGUUCCUCUGAAGUUCAUCAAAAAGCUUCAAAACAUUGUAUUGACAGAGGCAGAGUCUAUUGGCUCAGCUGCUGUAUUUGAGUGUGAAGUUUCCCCCUCUACUGCCAUUACUACUUGGAUGAAGGAUGGAAGCAACCUCCGUGAGAGCCCAAAACACAAAUUCACCUCAGAUGGCAAAGACCGCAAGCUGAACAUUAUUGAUGUCCAGCUGUCUGAUACUGGUGAAUAUACGUGCGUGGCCAAGAAUGCCGGAAAGGAAAUAUCAUGCACAGCCAAGCUCAUUGUUGAAGAGCUGCCAGUGAAAUGGAUCAAGGAGCUGGAUGAGGAGACCUCACCCCUUAAAGGUCAGCCCCUGUACAUGACCUGUGAGCUGAACAAAGAGAGGGACGUGGUCUGGAAGAGGAGUGGAAAAAUCCUCAAGUUGAAGACUGGCAAAAUCUCCAUCAAUGUCAUUGGUCUGGGGCACGCUGUGACCGUUCAGAACACCACUGAAGAGGAUGCCGGCCUUUACACUUGUGAGGUGGCCAAUCAACCAGAUGUCAUGACUUCAACCAACGUUAAAGUGAUUGAAAUCAUCAAGGACUGGCUGGUGAAGCCUCUGAGAGACCAGCAUGUGAAGCCCAAGGCAGCUGCCACAUUUAAAUGUGAGCUGUUUAAGGAGACUCCUAACUGGAAGUGGCUUAAAGGAGAGACUGAGAUAACGCCUUCUGAUAAGAUCGAGAUUAAGAAGGAUGGAAAGGCACUGACGCUGACUAUUAAGAACUGCCAGCCCGAAGAUGUAUCCGAUUACACUAUGGAGGUGGAGGGACGGGUCUACAGCGCCAAACUCACAUUAGGAGAACGUGAAGCUGAGAUCCUGAAGCCUCUGUCAAGCAUGGAGGUGGUGGAGAAGGACGACGUGACUUUUGAGACUGAGAUCUCAGAGGAAGAUGUUCCAGGGGAAUGGAAGCUGAAGGGAGUGGUCCUGACCAGAUCACCGACGUGUGACAUCCAAAUGGACGGUGCCAAGCGCAGACUGAUCCUGAAGAACGUCCAGAUGGACCAUUCCGGCGAGGUGACCUACACAGCGCUGAACGCCGUCACCAACGCCAUGCUAACAGUCACCGAAAUCGAAAUGGCCUUUGUCGUCCCGCUGGAAGAUGUUUCUGUGCAUGAAAAGAAACAGGCUAAGUUUGAAUGCGUCAUCACAAAGGACGUGUCAAAGGUUAUGUGGUACAAAGGGUCCGACAUCAUCACCCCAGACCAAAAGUAUGACAUAAUUGAUGAUGGGAAGAAACACAUGCUGAUCAUAAACAGCUGUGAGUUUGAUGAUGAGGACGAAUACACGAUAGAAGUGUUGGGGAUAACCUCGACGGCGAAGCUAACAGUGGAGGGUAUAAGACUAACAUGCAUCACGCCAAUCAAGGACCAAACGGUGAAGGAGGGCCAGACUGCUCGCUUUGAGCUGGAGCUCUCUCAUGAGAACGUCCCAGUCACAUGGUUCAGGAACGAUAUGAAGAUCCACCCCAGCAGAACGGUGCUCACGCACGUGGACAGAAAGAAACACGUUCUAGAAAUGAAGGAAGUGACGCUAGAUGACACGUGCCAGAUUAAAGCAGAAGCCAAGGGAAUUCCCUCAAUGGCCAAUCUAACAGUCAUAGAGGGAGACGCAUACUUCACGGUUAAGCUUCAGGAUUACACGGCAUUGGAGAAAGACUCUGUGGUACUGCAGUGUGAACUGAGCAAGGAGGUGGAGGUCAUGUGGUACCACAAUGAGAAGGAGCUCAAGGGCUCUAAGAAGGUGUCCAUCAGAGCCGAGGGCAAGCGGAGAAGCCUGAGCAUCAAGAGGGUGGAAGACCAAGACAAAGGGCAGUACAUGUGUGACUGUGGAACUGACAAGACGCUUGCUUCACUAAACAUUGAAGCUCGCCACAUCAAGGUGGUGCGACCUCUGUAUGGGGUGGAGGUGUUUGAUGGGGAGACGGCUCGUUUUGAGGUGGAGAUCUCGGAGGAUGACGUCCACGGCCAGUGGAAACUAAACGGAGAAAUCCUCAGUCCCUCUUCUGAUGUUGAGAUAGUGGAAGAUGGAGCCAAGCACACUCUGAUCUUGUACAACUGUAAGGUGCCCCUGACAGGAGAGUUGUCCUACAGCGCUGCUGAUGCUAAGUGCUCUGCUAACCUGAAAGUGAAGGAAAUCCCAGUGUCGUUCAUGACGCCACUGAGCGAUGUUCAUGUGUAUGAAAAAGAAGAAGCCAGAUUUGAGCUGGAAGUGUCCAGGGAGCCAAAAAGCUUCCGCUGGAUGAAAGGGCCACAGGAGUUGUCAAGUGAUGAGCGAUAUGAGCUGGGGGUGGAGGGGACGAGACACACACUGCUGGUGAAAUCAGCCAAAUACGAAGACGAAGGAAAAUACAUAUUUGAGGCUGAAGACAAGAGAACUUCUGGCAAGCUGAUAAUCCAAGGAAUCCGUCUGGAGUUUGUUAAGCCCAUCAAAGACGUUACUGUGAAGGAACGAGAGACUGCAGAAUUCAGCGUGGAGCUUUCUCAUGACGACAUCUCUGUUAUAUGGUACAAGAACGAUGUCCGUCUGCACCCCAGCAAGUUGGUCCACAUGUUGGACCAGGGCAAGACCCACAUCCUGGCAUUCAAGGAAGUGACCAUCGAUGACACCUCCCUGAUCAGGGUGGAGGCCAUGGGCAAGUGCUCCGAGGCUAUGCUCACCGUCAUUGAGGGAGACUUGUACUUCACCACCAAGCUGCAGAACUACACAGCUGUGGAGAAGGAUGAAGUUUCUCUGGUCUGUGAACUCAGCAAGUCUUUAGCAGAGGUCCAAUGGUUCAAGGAUGGUAAAGAAAUCAUUCCCUCAAAGAAUAUUGUUACCCAAACUGAUGGCAAGAAGCGUUUGCUGACCAUAAAGAAGGCAUCAAAAGCUGACAUUGGAGAAUACUCCUGUCACUGUGGUACGGACAAGACGACCGCCAGUCUGAACAUCGAAGAGCGGGACAUCAAGGUGGUUCGUCCGCUGUACAGCGUGGAGGUCACAGAGCUGGAGACGGCUAAGUUUGAGACGGAGAUCUCUGAGGGGGAUCUUCACGGGAACUGGAAGCUGAAGGGAGAAGCUCUUCUCCAGUCUUCAGACGUGGAGAUCAAGGAGGAAGGCACCAGACACACGCUGGUCCUCUUCAACGUCCGCUUGGAUAUGGCCGGAGGAGUGGAUUUCUCUGCAGCUAACGCUAAAUCUACGGCCAUGCUCAGAGUCAAAGCCCGGGUGAUCAGCCUGAGCAAGGUCCUGGAGGACGCCGUGGUGACGGCCGGGGAGACGGCCACCUUCCAGUGUGAGCUAUCUUUCGAAGGCAUUGCUGUCGAGUGGUUCCUGGGGGGUACCAAGCUGGAAUCAAGCAAUAGAGUGGUCACAAGAGCUGAAGGCAAAGUGCACUCACUUACACUAAGAAAUGUAAAACUGGCUGAGGCAGGUGAGGUGAGACUGGCAGCCAAGGACUUCCAGACAAAAGCCAACCUGAUUGUGAAAGAGCAACCAGUAGAGUUCAGCAAACCUCUGGAGGACCAUACGGUUGAAGAAGAGGCCACUGCCACCCUUGAGUGUGAAGUUUCCAGGGAGAACGCUGAGGUCCAUUGGUUCAGAGAUGGACAGGACAUCCGCAAGACCAAGAAAUACGAAAUAAUUGUUGAUGGCUGUAAGAGAGCCCUCAUCAUUCAUGACUGCACUAUGGACGAUUGCAGAACUUACACUUGUGACGCAAAGGACUUCAAAACCUCCUGCUUCCUCACUGUGGAGCCCCCUCAUGUCCAGUUCUCUAAGCCUCUCCAUGAUGUGGAGGUCCGUGAGAAGGAGUCUGCCAGGUUUGAAUGUGAAGUUUCCAGGGAGAAUUUGAAGGUUCGCUGGUUUAAAGAUGGAAGUGAGAUCAGGAAAGGGAAGAAGUAUGAAAUUAUUGCUCAAGGUGUCCAGCAUGUCCUGGUGAUCCACAAGUCUGUGUUCGAUGACGAGGCAGAAUACGAAUGUGAUGCUAAGACCAUCAAGUCCUCUGGCAUGCUGACAGUCGUUGAGGAGGAAGCUAGGUUCAGCAAGAAUCUGUCCAACGUGGAUGGAAUGGAGACAGACAGUGUCAAACUGAUCUGUGAAGUGUCCAAGCCCAGUGCAGAGGUCACUUGGUACAAAGGGGAGCAGGAGCUGCCUGAGGGAGGUCGCUAUGAGCAGAUCAUGGAUGGAAAGAGAAGGAUCCUCAUCAUCCAGGACCUGAAGAUGGAGGAUGUUGGGGAGUACACAUGUAGACUGAGUCCCACCAUCAAGACCUCUGGAAACCUCAUGAUCAAUGAACUGGCUGCUGAGUUCACCUCAAGGCCUCAGAGCCAGGAGGUGGUGGAGGGAGAGAAGGCAGAGUUUGUCUGCUCUGUCUCCAAGGAAACCUAUGAGGUGAAGUGGUUCAGAGGUGACAAGGAGCUGGAGGCCGGAGACAAGUACAAGAUGAUCAGCGACGGCAAGAAGAGAACUCUGCUAAUCCAGAGCUCUGAGUGCAAAGACGAGGGAGGAUACAUCGUGGUGAUCGGAGGCAACCGGGCCAGUGCUGACCUAACCGUGCUCGAGAAACUCAGAAUCAUGACCCCACUGAAGGACACGGAGGCGCAGGAAGGAAAGGAGAUUGUCCUGAACUGUGAGGUGAACUCUGAGGGAGCCAAGGCUAAGUGGCUGAAGAACGACGAGACCAUAUUUGAGAGCAGCAAGUUCAUCAUGGUCCAGAGAGACAAUGUUUUCUCUCUGAGGAUCAAAGAUGCCCAGAAGGCUGACGUGGCCAACUACUCCAUUAUCCUGACCAACCAAAGAGGAGAGCAGGCCAAAAGUGCAUGCAACCUCACUGUCAAAGAGGAGAGCCUGAGGUUUGUGGUUCCUCUGGAGGAUAUUGACACCCAGGAGAGGAACACAGUGAGCUUCUCCUGUAAAGUGAACCGAACAGGGGCCAAACUGCUCUGGAUGAAGGGUAGCCAGGAGCUCUCCUUCAGCAAGCGCAUCGUGUACCGGGCUGACAAGGACCAACACACCCUGACAAUUAAAGACUGUACCCUGGCUGACGAAGGAGACUACACAGUGGUCGCUGGAGUCAACAAGUCCACAGCAGACCUGAUCAUCAGCGAGGCUCCCACUGACUUCACAGCCCAGCUCAAAGACCAGACCAUCACAGAGUUUGAAGAUGCAGAGUUCAUCUGCAAGUUGUCCAAGGAUAAGACUGAAGUGAAAUGGUACAGAGAUGGACGUGAAAUCCGAGAGGGACCAAGAUACACUUUCGGAAAAGAUGGAAAGACUUGCAAACUGAUAAUCAAGGAGUGCAGACCAGAUGAUGAGUGUGAAUACGCUUGUGGUGUGGAGGAAAAGAGAUCCAGAGCCAGGCUCUUUGUUGAAGAAACGGCAGUGGAGAUCAUCAGACCUCCCCAGGAUGUGUUCGAGCCUCCAGGCUCCGACAUUGUGUUUGAGGUGGAGCUCAACAAGGACCGAGUGGAAGUCAAGUGGUUGAGGAACAACAUGACUGUGGUGCAAGGAGAUAAGUACCAGAUGAUGAGCGAGGGGAAGAUUCACCGCCUGCAGGUGUGUGAGAUCCGCCCUCGCGACCAAGGAGAGUACAGAGUCAUCGCAAAGGACAAGGAUGCCAAGGCCAAGCUGGAGCUGGCAGCUAUGCCCAAGAUUAAGACUACCGACCAGAGCUACGUGACUGAUGCUGGCAAGCCCAUCGUCAUGGCGGUUCCCUACAGCGCUUACCCCAAGCCUGAAGCGCAGUGGCUGUUUGGGAGCAGCCCCCUGUCCAAGGAUGACAUUCAUACAUCAGCUGACAGGACAGAGUACCAACUCAAAGACCCCAAGAAGACAGACGAGGGACACUACAAAGUCUUCAUCAAAAACAAACACGGCGAUGGAGAGGCCUUCAUCCACCUGGCUGUUGUUGACGUGCCCGGACCGGUGAAGGGCCUCCAGGUGACUGACACCGCUGACGGUGAGGUGAGUCUUGCCUGGGAGGAGCCAGAGAGCGACGGCGGAAGCAAGAUUGUUUCUUACGUGGUGGAGAGACGGGAUGUGAAGCGUAAGACCUGGACCCUGGCAACAGACCAUGCAGAGACCCCUGAGUUCACAGUGACCGGCCUCCAGAAGGAACCCAUGUACCUAUUCAGAGUCUGCGCUCGCAACAGAGUAGGCUGCGGGCCAAACAUUGAGACAGACAAACCUGUGCAAGCCAAGAAUAAAUUUGAUGUGCCGGAGGCACCUCUCAACGUGCUCGUGAGCAAAGUCAGUAAGUUUGGCUGCACAGUGUCUUGGGAGCCUCCAGAGUCCAACGGAGGGUCGCCCCUCACAGGCUACGUCAUCGAGCUUCGUGACCGCACCUCCGUCAAAUGGUCCGCCGUCCAGGUGACCAAGGCAGACGAACUCAGCGCUAUCAUCAAUGACGUCAUUGAGAACAAAGAGUAUAUCUUCAGGGUGAAGGCUGAGAACAAGGCUGGGGAAGGCAAACCUAGCGCUGCUUCACGACCGGUCAAUAUCAUGGACCCCAUUGAACGCCCAAGUCCCCCUCUGAACCCAGUUUGGCAGGACCAGAACAAAAGCUCAGUGCAGCUCUCCUGGGACACCCCCACCAGUAAUGGAGGUAGCAUCAUCACCGGCUACAUCAUUGAGCGAUCCGAGGAAGGAUCAAACAAGUGGUUGCGCUGUAACGCCAGACUUUGCCAGGACCUUUCCUACAAGGUUACUGGUCUGAAAUACGGCACCAAAUACAACUACCGUGUGUUUGCUGAGAACGCUGCUGGCCUCUCUGACCCAUCCAACACCAUGGGACCUCUGCUGGCGGACGACGUCCAUGUGGCUCCGACCAUCGACCUGAGUGCCUUCAGGAAUGGACUCGAAGUAAUUGUUCCUCAUUCACUCACCAUCCGUGUGCCAAUAACCGGAUACCCCACACCGACUGCAAAGUGGACCUUUGGAGACAAGCAGCUGACUUCUGAUGAUGAACGAGUGACCAUGGUGACCAAGUCGACCUUCGUAGAGCUGGUGGUGACCCCUAGUUUGCGUCCGGAUCAGGGCACCUACUCCCUGACGCUUGAGAACGAUGUCACCUCUGUCUCAGGAGAGAUUGAAGUGACUGUCAUCGCUUCCCCCAGCGCCCCCAAAGACUUCAAGGUGCAGGAGGUGACCAGACAGCAUGUCCACCUCAUGUGGGAAGCCCCCGAACAUGAUGGAGGAAGCCCAUUGACCGGAUACCAGGUGGAGAAACGAGAUAUGUCACGCAAGACCUGGGUCAAGGUUGUAUCAGGACUCCAGGACCAGGAGUACACUGUGACGGAUGUGAUGGAGGGCAAAGAGUACCUCUUCAGAGUAACAGCCUGCAAUAAGUGUGGUCCAGGAGAACCAGCCUACAUUGACGAGCCGGUCAACGUCUCCUCUCCUGCCACGGUGCCUGACCCCCCAGAGAACCUGAGGUGGAGAGACAAGUCUGGAAGUGGCAUUUUCCUCACCUGGGAACCCCCAAAGUACGACGGAGGCACUGGCAUCAAGGGCUACAACGUGGAACGCUGCCAGAGAGGAACCGAUAAGUGGGAGCCUUGUGGAGACAUGGUGCCUGAGCUCAAGUGCCAGGUGACUGGUCUGCAGGAGGGACAGUGGUACUCCUACAGAGUCAGAGCGCUCAACCGUCUAGGAGCAAGCAGACCCUGCAAGGCCACAGACGAGAUCCUGGCCGUGGAUCCCAAAGAACCUCCAGGGAUUCAGCUGGAUGCCAAGCUUCUGGCCGGUCUGACUGCCAAGGCUGGUAGCAGGAUCGAGCUUCCUGCUGAGGUUACCGGUAAGCCUGAACCCAAAGUGAAGUGGACCAAGGCUGACCUGGUACUCAUCAAAGACGAUAGAGUCUCAAUCGACACCAAGCCAGGCCAUUCAACGGUCACCAUUGCUAAGACUACAAGAGAAGACACCUCAACUUACAUAAUCGAAGCCACCAACAGCAGUGGACGCGCUACAGCCACUGUCCAUGUCAACAUUCUAGAUAAGCCUGGUCCCCCGGCUGCCUUCGACAUCUCUGAAAUCACCAACGAGUCCUGCUUCCUGUCCUGGAAUCCCCCCAGAGACGAUGGAGGCUCCAAGAUCACCAACUACAUCGUAGAGCGUCGCGCUGCAGAAAGUGAAAUCUGGCACAAGCUUUCCUCCACUAUCAAACUGACGACCUACAAGGCUGUGGGUCUGGUCAGUUUCAAAGUAUACAUUUUCAGAGUGUUUGCUGAAAACCAAUUUGGCGUUGGUACAUCAGCAGAACAUCCAUCCAUCAUUGCCAGAUAUCCCUUCAACACUCCUGGAGCUCCUUACAAGCUGGAGCCCUCAGACAUCGCCAAAGACUCCCUAAACCUGUCGUGGUACGAGCCCGACGAGGAUGGAGGCAGUCCUAUCACUGGCUACUGGAUGGAGCGCUACGAACCGGACCAUGACAAGUGGAUCCGAUGCAACAAACUGCCCAUUAAAGACACCAACUACCGGGUCAAAGGUCUUCCCACCAGGAAGAAGUACAAGUUCAGAGUACUUGCUGAGAACUUAGCUGGAACAGGGAAACCCAGCAAGGAGACUGAUCAAAUCCUGGUCAAAGAUCCUAUCGAUCCUCCAUGGGCCCCUGGUAAACCAACAGUGAGGGACGUGGCCAAGACCUCAUGUUUCCUCAUGUGGACCAAACCAGAGCACGAUGGUGGAGCCAAGAUCGAUGGCUACAUCAUCGAGAUGCUGAAGAGUGGAACCGCAGACUGGAUCAGAGUUGCCGACGACAUCAACCUCCUGGAGCACUCCCUCAGGGGUCUGAUGGAGAAACAGGAGUACUCAUUCCGAGUCAAGGCCGUCAACAAGGCUGGAGAGAGUGAGCCCAGCGAGCCCAGCGACCCUGUGCUCAUCAAGGAGAGACUCUCGCCCCCCAUGGCUCCACGCUGGCUGCUGGUGGUAAGCAUCAGCAGGAACAGUGCUGAGAUGAAGUGGACGGCCCCUGAGAGGGACGGAGGCUCCCCCAUCACCAACUACGUGGUGGAGAAGAGGGAUGUGAGGAGGAAGGGCUGGCAGGCGGUGGACACCACGGUGAAGGAGCUCAAGUACUGUGUGACGCCCCUCAACGAGGGCUCCCUGUAUGUGUUCAGAGUGGCCGCUGAGAACGCUGUUGGAGUCGGAGCCUUCUGUGAACUGGAGGACUCGGUUCUGGCCAAGGACACUUUCACAACUCCUGGACCCCCUUAUGGCCUGGCGGUGCUCAGUGUCAGUAAGAGACACGUGGACCUGCAGUGGGAGGCACCUAAGAACGACGGAGGCAGACCUAUCCUCAGGUAUUCCCUUGAGAAGAAGGAGAAGCUUGGGACCCGCUGGGUGAAGUGUGGUAAGACCUCAGGGCCAGACUGUAAGUACAGAGUGACCGACGUCAUCGAGGGAACCGAGGUCCAAUUCUUGGUGCGAGCUGAGAACGAGGCUGGGGUCGGACAUCCCAGCGAACCUACAGAGAUCAUUACCAUUGAAGACCCCACAGGUGUUCCAUCACCACCCAUUGCACUCCAGAUCACUGGAGCCAGCCGGGACUCCCUUUCCAUUGGCUGGAAGCCCCCAGAGAGGACUGGCGGAAGCCCCAUCAGUGGCUACCAUGUUGAGAUGUGUGAGGCCGGGACGGAGAAGUGGAUGAGAGUCAACUCCAGGCCUGUUAAGGAACUCAAGUUCUGCAUCGACGAGGGAGUGGUAGCCGAGAAGGAGUACGUCCUGAGAGUCCGUGCCAUCAAUGCUGUGGGCGUGAGCGAGCCCUCAGACAUGUCUGACAACGUGUUUGCAAAGGAGAGCGACUGUUUCCCCACCCUGGAGUUCCAGACCCUGGACCUGGUGGUGGUAGAGACGGAGAAGAUGCACAUCCCAGUGCCCUUCAGGGCCGUCCCCUCACCAAAGAUCAUCUGGCACAAAGAUGGCAAGGAGCUGAGGGCAGAUGAGCGUCUGGGCUUCAGGAAGGAGUACACCUCCUGUCACCUGGAGGUGGACAGCAGUAUCCAUGGUGACGCCGGACAGUACAAAGUUACACUGGAGAACAAGCUUGGAGCCGCCAGUGCUGCCAUCAACGUCAAAGUCAUCGGUCUGCCUGGUCCUUGUAAGGCAAUCCUGGCCUCAGAGAUCACUAAGAGCACCUGCAAGGUGACCUGGGACCCUCCAGACUACGACGGAGGAAGCCCUGUUCUUCACUAUGUUCUGCAGCGCCGCGAGGCAGGCAGGAGGACAUAUGUCAACAUGAUGUCAGGGGAGAACAAGGUGAGCUGGCCUGUGAAGGACCUGAUCCCCAACGGAGAGUACUACUUCCGUGUCCAAGCUGUGAACAAGAUCGGAGGAGGAGAAUACAUCGAGUUGCGCAACCCAGUCAUCGCACAGGACCAGAAACACGUUCCUGACCCACCAGUGGACGUAGAGACUCACAACGCCACAUCCAAGACUGUCACACUGACCUGGAAACCCCCCAUGUACGACGGGGGAGCCAAGAUCAUGGGCUACGUCCUGGAGAAGCUCCAGAAGGGCCUGGACAAGUGGGAGAGGUGCAACGACUUCCUGGUUCCUGUGCUCUCCUACACCGUGAGGGGCCUGACUGAAGGGAGGAACUACCAGUUCAGGGUCAAGGCUGAGAACGCUGCUGGGGUCAGCGAACCCUCUCGCAGCUCAUUGUUUGUCAAGGCCUCCGACGCUAGAGAUCCUCCCAAGGUGUUCCUCAGCGGCAAUGUGCAGUCGGGUCUGAACAUCAAGAGAGGCUGUGAGAUCUGUCUAGAUGCCAACAUUUCCGGAUAUCCAUACCCUCAGAUCACCUGGUACUGGAAUGACCAGGUCAUCAGACCAGAGGCCCUCAGGGUGAGGCCCGACAGACCCAUCAAGAAGAAGGUUGUGAAGAGCCAAGUGGAGGAGAAGAAAGAGGAAGGAGAGAAGAAAGAAGAGAAGAAGGAAGGAGAGACCAAGGUGGAAGAGAAGAAAGAAGAGGAGAAGAAGGAAGAGGAACAGCCAGCAGAGGCAGAGCCAGAGGAGUCUGACUAUCCCACCAUCAACGAGCGUCUGAGCCUCGAAGACUGCAAGAGGGGGGAGUCCCGGAUCGUUGUCAAGGACACCAUCCGUGGAGACCAUGGAGUCUACACCAUCACGGUGAAGAACGACCAGGGAAAAGCUUCUGCUUCUUGUGAUGUCAACGUGCUUGAUACACCUGGACCUGCGGUCAACUUCCGCUUCGAGGAGGUGAGGAAGAACAAUGUAGUCUGCAAGUGGGACACACCCCUGGACGACGGUGGAAGCGAGAUUCUCAAUUACACCUUGGAGAAGAAAGACAACUCCAAGAUUGAGAUUGGCUGGAGCUCAGUCACCGCCACAUUGCGCGGCUGUCGCUACCUGGUGACCAAACUCAUCGAGAAGAAGGAGUACAUCUUCAGAGUGGUGGCCGAGAACAAGUUUGGUGCUGGUCCGGCCUGCGUGUCCAAACCCCUCAUUGCCAAGGAUCCCUUCGAUCCUCCAGAGAUUCCAGAUAAGCCAGACAUCGAUGACAUCACUGCCCACAGCAUGGUGGUGUUGUGGAGCGAGCCCGCGGACAACGGCAGCCCCAUCCUGGGCUACUGGGUAGAGCGCCGUGAGAUUAACAGCUCCAAAUGGGCCCGCGUCAACAGGGACUUGGUUGCAGACACAGAGGUGACCGUGGAAGGCCUCAUAGAGGGUCUGACCUACAUCUUCAGAGUCGCAGCAGAAAACCAGGCUGGGCCUAGCAAGUUCAGCAUCCCCUCUGACCCUAAGACUGCCCAUGCCCCCAUACUCCUUCCUGGUCCUCCUGUUGCCAGGGUGAUGGAAACUACAGACCACUCUAUCGAUGUUGAGUGGGAUGCUCCCCUGGACAACGGUGGAGGAGAUAUCCUGGGGUACCAUGUUGACAAGGCCAUGGUUGGAACCAAGGACUGGUCCAGGUCUACAGAGCGACCCUGGAAGACCCGGGCCUUCACGGUCUAUGGGGUCCGAGAGGGAGCCAAGUACAUGGUCAGAGUUAUUGCCUGCAAUGCUGCUGGAGAAGGAGCACCAGGCUUCACUGAGUCCGUGUUCGUCAGGAACCCUGCUGAGAAGCCAGUCAUCGAACUGGACCUGUCUGUGAAGAACGGUGUGGUCAUCAGAGCAGGAGAGACACUUAACCUCCCAGCCACUGUCACAGGGAAACCUAAACCCUCCAUCACCUGGGUGGUCAAUGACAGCAAACCAGACAAGGAGCGUGUGGAGAUCCUGGAGGAUGGCGACCAGAGCAUCGUCCACAUCAAGAAGGUCCAGAGGAAGGACUGUGGGAAAUACCUAAUUUCUGCCUCCAACCCAAGUGGAACCAAGUCUGCCUGGGCCCGGGUGGAUGUCAUGGAUGUCCCUGGCCCAGUCACAGACCUGAAGCCUGUGGUCGUCACUCGCAAGAUGAUCUUCCUGAACUGGGACGACCCAGACGACAACGGUGGAAGUGACAUCACUGGCUUCAUCGUGGAGCGGAGGGAUGCUAAGAUGCACACGUGGAGGCAGCCCGUGGAGACGGCCUCCUCCAAGUGCGAGUGUGUAGGUAUCAUGGAGGGCCAGGACUACAUGUUCCGGGUCAUCGCCAAGAACAAGUAUGGCAUGGGACCCCCCCUGGAACUGGGACCCAUCAAGGCUGUGGACCCACAAGGACCCCCCAGCUACCCUGAGAAGUUCCACUACACAGAGAGGACCAAGAACUCCAUCACCCUGUCCUGGAAACCACCUCGUAAUGAUGGCGGCAGCCCCAUCAUCGGCUACUUUGUAGAGAAGAAGAAACAUGACCAGCAGGUCUUUGAGCCCUGCAACAAAGACAUCUGCCCCAACCAGACCAUGACCUUGGAGGGUCUGGAGGAGUCCUGGAUGUACGAGUUUAGGAUUAAAUGUGCCAACCUGAUUGGAGAGAGCGAGCCCUCCAUUCCUUUGACGGUUGUGAUUCAGGAUGAUGAAGUGUCUCCUGAGAUCCACAUGCUGAAGGUCUUCAAGGGAGACUCCAUCACGGUGAGGAAGGGCGACCUCAUCGAGAUCCCGGCCGACGUGAUUGGUCUUCCCAUCCCCAAGGUGGAGUGGUUCAAGGACGACGUUCUGAUAGCGGAGGCUUCAGAGAGCCUGCUGAUGGAGACAGUGGAGACCGGCAGGAUGAACUGUAACACCUGCGUCUCCAUGCCUUCGGCCAACCGGCGGGACAAGGGCAGCUACACCGUCACUGCCUCCAACAACAUGGGCACCUGCAGACACACCGUCUUCGUCAUGGUGCUAGACCGCCCACUGCCCCCCAGGAAUGUGAUGGUGUCCAACAUCAAGGGAGAGUCUUGCUCCCUGCAGUGGGACAAACCGCUCGACAACGGUGGCAGCGAGCUCACCAACUACAUUGUGGAGAGGAAGGAGGUGUUGAGCGAGGAGCCAGAAGUGGAGGAGGGCGAGGAGCCGCCUGCUGCACCCCAGUGGACCGAAGUCACCAACAGCAUCAUUGAGAGGAGAUUUGGGGUGUGGAACCUGGAGACCAAUAAAAUCUACCUGUUCCGGGUCCGAGCUGAGAACCGCUACGGUAGGUCCGACCCCUGUGCCACAGAAGAAGUUCUCAUCACGGAUCCAUUCGGCCUUCCUGGGCCACCAGAGAAGCCAACCAUCGCUGAGUACUCCAAGACCUCUAUGACCUUAACCUGGGAGCCCCCCAGGGAAAAUGGCGGCUCUCUGGUCACCGGCUACUGGCUGGAGAAGAGGGAGAAAGGCUCCUCCUACUGGGCCAAGGUCAACAAGGUUCCCGUCACAAAGCGUGGCCUUAAGGGCUGGGAAUACCAGGUUACCCGUCUGAAUGAGGGGACGGAGUACGAGUUCCGAGUAGCAGCGUCCAACUCUGCAGGAAUCGGACCUUUCAGUGGCGCUUCAGACUCUGCCUUUGCUGUCGACCCUCUCACUCCCCCCGGCAUGCCGGCUGCCCCGACGAUUGCGGACAAGACCAAGCACAGCGUCACCUUGUCUUGGAGCGCCCCAGAGUGGGACGGUGGAAGUCCUAUCAAAGGCUACAUCAUCGAGAUACAAGAUGAAGGCUCCUCAGAGUGGGCGAGGAUCAACGACGCAGAUUCUCUGCACCCCACUACCGAGUUCACUGUCCCCAGCCUCCGAGAGCUCAAACUGUACCGCUUCAGGAUCAUCGCGGUCAAUGACAUCGGGGAGUCCGACCCCAGUCCUCGCACCGCAGAGGUUCUGGUAGAGGAGGUUCAGGUUGAACCCAAGCUGUUGCUGGACAUGCUGGCAGACGACCUGCUCUGCAUCAGGGCUGGUGACCCAAUUAGGAUCCCGGUCAUUGUCAAGGGCCGCCCCGUUCCCAAGGUUACCUGGGACUUUGAUGGCAAAGCCAAGUCGCACAAGAAGAACAAAAUGCACACAUUGCCAGUAGACUCUGAGAUUGAAUCUACAGACAUGACCUCUACCGUGACCAUCCCUGUCAGCCUGAGGAGUCAUUCAGGACGCUUCACCAUCACCGGAAAGAACAAGUCUGGACAGAAACACAUCAACGUCAGAGUUAAUGUCCUUGAUGUUCCUGGGGCUCCAAAGGAUCUGAGGGUGACUGACAUUGCCAAGUCAACGAUGAGGCUAAUCUGGAAGCUUCCAGACAACGAUGGAGGAGAGAGAAUCAAGAGCUACUUCAUAGAGAAGAGAUGUGUCACCGACAAGGCCUGGACCACGGUGAACGCCACGUGCGCAAGCCAGGCGUAUGUGGUCCCAGGUCUUCUGGAGGGACAGGAGUACCUGUUUAGGGUCCGCGCUGAGAACCGCAUCGGAUUCAGCCCUUACACUGUAACCAGUGAGCCUUCAAGGGCCCGGGACCCCAUCUACCCUCCUGACCCCCCCACGAAGGUCAGGGUGAAUCUGGUCACCAAGACCACGGUGACCCUGACCUGGGAGGCCCCUAAGAACAACGGCGGCUCUCGGGUCACACACUACCUCAUUGAGCGUCUGAGCUGGGACACCAGUGGCAAGGAGAAGGAGACGUGGAAGCAGUGCAACAAGAGGGAAGUGGAGGAGCUCACCUUCGUGGUGGAGGACCUGAAGGAGGGAAUAGAAUACGAGUUCAGGGCGAAGGCUGUGAAUGCAGCCGGCCCCAGCAGACCCUCGGCAACGGCCGGACCCCUGGUGAUCAAGGAUCAGACAUGCGCACCCACCAUCGAAAUGCGUGAGGCGGUGGAGGGAGAGGAGGGCUGUGAUGUCAGUCUGCUGGCUAAGAUCAGCGGCUGCCCCUUCCCCACCCUCACCUGGCUGAAGGCCAGCCUGGCCAAACCUGAGGACAAGACAGGGGUGCAGUACGACCAGCACACCAACAAGCUGGUCACCCAGGAGAAGUGUACCCUGCUCAUCCAGCAGUCCAAGAGGGAGGACUCUGCCCUCUACACCCUGACCGCCAGCAACAGCCUGGGCAAGGCAUCCAAGGACAUCACCCUGACUGUCCUCGGUCGCCCCGGCCCCCCGGUGGGACCCAUCAAACUGACGGAGGUGUUUGCUGAGCGCAUCGGUCUGGCAUGGAACCCUCCCAAAGACAACGGAGGAUCCAAAAUCACCAACUACGUGGUGGAGAAGCGUGAGGACAACAGAAAGUCCUGGGUGCACGUGUCCAACGACCCCAAGGAUUGUGCUUAUGUGGUGACCCGACUCACGGAGAACCACGAGUACGAGUUCCGGGUCAUGGCUCAGAACAAGUUUGGAGUGGGACCACCCAUAAGCAGUGAACCAGAGAAGGCCAGGAACCUCUUCACGGUUCCUGGUCAGUGUGAGAAGCCCACGGUCACCGAGGUGUGUCUGGAGUCCAUGACAGUGAACUGGGAAGAGCCUGAGUACGACGGAGGCUCCUCAAUUACCGGCUACUUCAUUGAGAAGAAGGAGACCACCUCCAAGCGCUGGGCCAGGGUCAGCCGCGAGCCAAUCAGAGCGCUGCCUCUGGGGAACAACUGGGACGUCACCGGGCUGAUAGAGGGCUCCAUGUACCAAUUCAGGGUCAUCGCCAUAAACGCGGCCGGCUGCGGCCUCCCCAGUGUUCCCUCGGACCCUGUGCUCUGCAGGGACCCCAUCACACCCCCUGGCCCCCCGUCCCCCAAAGUGACAGACUGGACCAAGUCCACCGUGGAGCUGGAAUGGAUUCCCCCUCAGACGGACGGAGGCUCCAAGGUGACCGGCUACUUCGUGGAGUACAAGGAGGUGGACAAGGCGGAGGAGGAGAAGAAGGCUCAGAGAAUGGCCCUGAUGCUGAGCGAGCCAGAAGAGGAGGAGAAGGAGGGAGAGCCUGAGGAGUGGGAGAAGGCUAAAGAUAAGGAAAUCAGAGGAACCAAGUUUGUGGUUCCCGACCUAAAGGAGGGCAGUCAGUACCGCUUCAGGGUGAGAGCCGUCAACGCUGCUGGGGUUGGAGAGCCAGGAAUCGUCUCAGAGCUAAUUGAGCUCAAAGACAGAACCAUUGCUCCUGAGAUGGACCUGGAUGCAUCUGUUAAGGAGAAGAUCGUAGUACAUGCUGGUGCCACCAUCCGUAUCAUUGCCUACGUCUCUGGUAAACCAGCUCCAUUUAUCAGCUGGUGUCGCGAUGAUGCAGACGUUCCCAAGGAGGCGGUUGUGGAGACAACUGGCAUCUCUAACUCUCUGGUCAUCAAGAACUGCAGGCGCCAACACCAAGGAAUCUACACCCUUUCCGCCAAGAACGAGGGUGGCGAGAGGAGAAAGGCUGUGGUCGUAGAAGUUCUUGAUGUGCCUGGCCCAGUGGGUCUUCCCUUCACUGGAGAGAAUCUGACCAACGACUCGUGUAAACUGACGUGGUCUUCUCCUGAGGACAACGGUGGCUCGGCCAUCACUAACUAUAUCAUAGAGAAGAGAGAGUCUGAUCGCAUGGGCUGGACCUCGGUGUCCUACACGGUGACCAGGAACAACGCGGUUGUCCAGGUUCUCAUUGACGGGAAGGGAUACUUCUUCAGGAUCGCAGCAGAGAACAUCAUUGGCAUGGGACCCUUCAUCGAGACCGACAAGAUGGUUCUCAUCAAGGACCCCAUCUCUGUUCCUGAGCGUCCAGAAGAGCUGGAAGUCACCGCCAUCACCAAGGAAUCCAUUUCUGUUUCCUGGAGACCACCCAAGUACGAUGGUGGUGCUGAGAUCACCCAGUAUAUCUUGGAGUCUCGUCUGAUCGGAAAAGACAACUUCACGCCUAUCGGUGGAGAAGAGAAGCUGAUGGACAAGAAGUUUACCCAUGCUGGCCUGAAGGAGGGUUCCAGCUACGAGUUCAGAGUUUCUGCCGUCAACCAGGUCGGCAAGGGCAAAGCCUCCUUCUGCACCAAACCCAUCCAGGUCAAGGAGGAGCUUGAACCUCCUGCCCUGGACCUGGACUUCAGAGACAAGAUGAUGGUGAAGGUAGGAGACAUGUGCAACCUGCAGGGUCGCUACAGUGGCAAGCCAGCGCCCACCAUCACCUGGAGCAAGAACGACGAGGAGCUGAAGGCGGAUGAGGAGAUCAGCUCCCACAGCACUAGCAGACACCUCAACCUCACCAUCUCCAAGGCCAAGAGGGAGCACAGUGGCUGCUACACGGUCACUCUGGAGAAUGCAGUGGGAACACGCAAGGGACUGUGCUCCAUAACCGUGGUCGACCGACCACAGCCUCCAGAGGGUCCUGUAGUAUUCGACCAGGUCUACAGGAACUACAUGGUGAUCUCCUGGAGCCCUCCUCUGGACGACGGUGGCUGUGCCAUCUCUAACUACAUCGUGGAGAAAAGAGACACCAACAGAGAGCUGUGGAUGCCCGUCACCGCCUCCUGCACCCGGACCAGCUGCAAGGUUCCAAAGCUGAUCGAGGGCAGAGACUACAUUGUCAGGAUCAUGGCUCAAAACAUCUACGGCAUCAGCGAACCUCUACUGUCUACAGAGACCAAGGCUAAAGAUGUCUUCAAGGUCCCAGAUGCCCCCAAGCAGCCUGUGGUAAAGGAGGUGUACCACAACACCGCCCUCAUCAGCUGGGAGCCUCCUGCUGACGGAGGGAAACCCAUCACUGGGUACAACGUGGAGAGGAAGGAGACCAUGGCUAAAGGAUGGAUCCGCUGUAACAAGGAGAAGAUCCAUGCCAGGGUUGAGUACUGGGUCCCAGAUCUGCUGCAGGGCUGCGAGUACGAGUUCAGAGUCAGUGCCGAGAACGUUGUGGGAGUGGGAGACCCCAGCCCCGCCACCAAACCAGUGUUUGCUAAAGACCCCAUUGUUCGUCCUAGUCCUCCCGUGAACCCAGAGGCCUUAGACUGGACCAAGGAGUCUGUGUCCCUGUCCUGGCAGCCUCCAAAGGACACCGGCAGGGGCAAGAUCCUGGGAUACCUGGUGGAGUUCCAGAAGGCCGGGGACGAGGAGUGGCUCAAGGUGAACCAGACACCAGACUCCUGCCAGGACACCAAGUUCAAGGUGAUCAACCUGGAGGACGGGGGUCUGUACCGCUUCCGUGUCAUUGCCGUCAAUGCUGCUGGAGAAUCUGAGGCUGCUAAUGUGAAGGAGCCCGUCCGAGCUCAGGACAGAUUCGAGCCCCCAGAGCUGAUCCUGGAUGCAGCGAUGACGCGUGAGGUGAAGGCCAUGGCUGGAACUCACAUCGUCCUGAUGGCUGAGAUCACUGGUAAACCCUUCCCUAGUGUCAUCUGGAAGAAGAAUGAGGCCGAGGUGCCCACCAGAGCUGACAUCGAGGUCAACCAGAGUGCGACCAAGCUGGAGAUGAGGUUCUGUAACCGUGACGACUGUGGAGAUUACACCCUGACUGUGGAGAACCCGGCUGGAUCCAAGACCGUGACCUGCACUGUCUUGGUCCUGAAUAAGCCCGGUCCCAUUCAACACCUGCGUGUGACCGAUGUGAGGAAUGACUCCGCCUACCUGUCCUGGAAAGACCCAGAGGACAAUGGCGGUGCCCGCAUCACUAACUUUGUGGUGGAAAAGAAGGAUGCAGCCUCGGCCCAGUGGGUGCCCGUCUGCUCCUCUUCUAAGAAGCGCAGCAUUACGGCCAAACACCUGAUGGAAGGAACAUCCUACCUGUUCCGCGUGGCUGCUGAGAACCAGUAUGGCAGGAGUGAAUAUGUGGAGACACCAAGGUCCAUCAAGGCCAUGAACCCCCUGUUCCCACCUGGCCCACCUAAGGACCUGCAUCACGUUGAUGCUGACAAGACUGAGGUAUGGCUGAUCUGGAACUGGCCCGACCGCAAUGGAGGAAGUAACAUCACUGGCUUCUUGGUUGAGUACCAGGAGGAGGGAGAGAGGGAAUGGGAUGAGUGGAAGACAGUCAGUAUCCCUGAAAGUCAUGUGACUGGCCUGGAGGAGGGAAAGACGUAUCGUUUCCGCGUGAGAGCUGAGAACGCCAUUGGCCUCAGCAGACCCGACACCACCCUUCCUGUCCUAUGCCAGGAGAAACUGGUGGCUCCCAUCGUUGAAGUGGACGUUAAGCUGAUAGAGGGCAUCACGGUCAAGGCUGGCACCACCAUCAGGCUUCCAGCCAUCAUGAGAGGAAUCCCAGUUCCCACUGCUAAGUGGUGCAUCGAGGGAGAGGAGAUCACCACCGAGGGGAAUGUAAAGAUAGACACUGACAACUUCUCUACUGUGCUCAGCAUCAACGACUGUACCAGAAAUCACACUGGGAGCUAUCUGCUGACGGUGUCCAACCCAGCCGGAAGCAAAACCGUGGGGCUCAGUGUGACCGUUCUGGAUGUUCCCGCUGCUCCCAUUGGACCGCUGAAUAUCCUGGAGGUGACACCAGACUCCAUGGAGAUCGAAUGGCGUCCUCCAAAAGAUGAUGGAGGUAGCCCAGUUAUCAAUUACAUCGUUGAGAAGAGAGAAUCCAACAAGGAGUCCUGGGGAGGAGUAAGCUCUGGUAGCACCGCCAACAUACUCAAGAUCUCCCGUCUGCAGAAGGGAGUGGAGUAUGUGGUCCGAAUCCGUGCUGAGAAUAAAAUGGGUAUUGGUGCUGCGCUGGAGAGCAUGCCCACCGUCGCCCAGCACUCAUUUGAGGCCCCAAGCCACCCUGGUAAACCACAUACGUCAGACAUCGCAGAGGACGCAGUCACGGUUGGCUGGACCAUGCCUUUGGCUGAUGGUGGCAGCCAGAUCACUGGCUACCUAAUUGAACGCCGACACAUCGGAGGCAAGUGGAUCCGUGUGAACAAGACGCCCUGCAAGGACCUCAGGUACAGAGUUCUGGGCCUGUUUGAGGGCAACAACUAUGAGUUCAGAGUUUUUGCUGAAAAUAUUGCUGGAUACAGUGGUCCCUCUCCCAUCUCGGACCCCUGCAAGCCUUGCAGGCCCAUCACUGUGCCAAGCCACCCUAUCAACCCCAAGGUCAAGGACUACAGCAAAUCGACAGCUGACCUGGUGUGGUCAAAACCUAACAAAGAUGGAGGUAGCCCCAUCCUGGGCUACACAGUGGAGAUGAAGAAGGCUGAUAGUGAGGAGUGGAAGAAGGUUAACCUGGAUGACUUCAUCAAACAGUGUGCCUACAGAGUCAAGGCCCUGGAGGAAGGGCAAGAAUAUAGGUUCAGAGUCUUUGCUUCCAAUAUGAUUGGAGAUGGAGAAUCCCGGGAGAUCGCAGAGUCCACCAUUGCUCAGGACAUCCUCAUUCCUCCUGAAAUAGAGAUUGAGGCUUCCUGCCGUGAGCAUCUCACUGUGCGCGCUGGACACAACAUCAACAUCACAGGGUACAUCAAGGCUCGUCCAGACCCUGAGAUCCUGUGGUCCAAGGGAGAGACUGUUUUGGAAAAUACCAAACGUAUCACCAUCACCCAGAACCUCCCAGUGGUCCACAUGAAAAUCAAGGAGGCCACCAGAGCCGACCAUGGCCAAUUCAUCUUAAAGGCAUCCAACGAGGGUGGUGAGGCCUCCUGCAUCAUCACAGUCAACGUCCUGGACCGACCUCUCCACUGUCAGAACCUCCACCUCACAUAUGCCACCAAGGGCUCCUGUAUGAUUAACUGGGAAGCUCCAAUAGACAACGGUGGCUCUGAAAUCACCAACUACAUUGUGGAGUGCCGUGAGCCUAGCGUCAGCAUGUGGUCUAUGAUCUCAUCUACCUGCACCAACCGCAUGAUCAAGGCCAAGCUUAUGGAAGGGCAUGAAUACCUAUUUCGUGUCUGUGCUGAGAACAAGAUGGGCCCGGGGCCAACUGUUGAGACCAAGACACCCCUGCUGGCCAUCGACCCCAUUGAGAAACCUGGAGAGCCUGAGAAUUUCAGGGCCACUGAUAUCGGCAAAAACCACGUGUACCUCAGAUGGAGGAAGCCUGAUUAUGAUGGCGGCAGCCACAGCAUCUCCUACAACCUGGAGUAUAAGGUAAAGGAUGGCGAGGAGUGGGAGGAACUCAACGCUGGCCCUCUCAACAACACAUUCCUCAUGGCCGACAAGUGCACUGAGAACCAGAUCUAUACAUUCAGGGUGCAGACAGUCAAUGAGGGUGGAGAGAGUGACUGGGUGAAGCUCUGUGAUAUAUUGGUGAGGGAAGAGAUCCAGAAGCCAGUGAUCGACCUGAAGCAGGUAGGAUCAGUGACUGUGAAGGCUGGAGAGUCUGUCAGGAUGGAGGCUGGCCUGAGAGGAAAGCCCCAACCAGAGGUCAAGUGGGUCAAGGACAAAGCAACAGGAGACAACCCCAGAAUGAGCUACGAGACAGGUGCCGACUACUCCAAGUUCCUCUUGACAAAGUCGAAACGUACAGACACCGGCAAGUAUGUGGUCAGUGCCACCAACUCAGCUGGCACCUUCACAGCAUAUGCUAACAUCAACGUGUUGGACAUCCCCGGGCCUGUAAGGAACCUCAGGGUUACUGGGAUUGGAGCUGACAAGUGCAGGGUGAUCUGGGACAAUCCUGAGGACGACGGUGGAUGUGAGGUGGACAGCUUCAUUCUGGAGAAGUGUGAGACCAGAAGAAUGGUCUGGUCUACAUACUCUGCCUCUGUGGUAACUCCUUACUGCAACGUUACCCGCCUGGUGGAGGGCAAUGAGUACAUCUUCAGAGUGAGAGCUGAGAACAAGAUGGGUACAGGACCAGCCAUAGAGAGCAAGCCUGUCACGGUCAAGACCCAGUUCAACAAACCUGGACCUCCCGAGGCCCCUGAGGUCUCAAAGGUUGGCAAAGAGGAGAUGACUGUUGUCUGGGCUCCCCCAGAGAACGAUGGAGGAAAGUCGAUCACCGGCUACAUCCUGGAGAGGAAGGAGAAGAGAGCUGUGCGCUGGGUUCCCUGCACCAAGAGUACAAUCACAGAGAGACGCAUGAAGGUGACCAACCUCAUCCCCAACCAUGAGUAUCAGUUCAGGGUCAGGGCUGAGAACGAGGUGGGCCUGGGAGAGCCCAGCAAGCCCUGCAGACCCGUGGCUGCCAAAGAUCCAAUCGAGCCCCCGGGCCCCCCUGCAUUCCUGAAGGUGGCCGACAGCACCAAGACCUCCAUCACUCUGAGCUGGUCCAGACCUGUGUACGAUGGUGGUGCUCCCAUCAUCAACUACAGCCUGGACCUGAGGUUGAAGACCGAUGCCGACCCAGAGAAUCCCUCUGUGGGCUGGAAGAGGAUCGACACCCACGGCCCACUGGUCCUCACAGAGUUCACCAUCGGACAGCUGGACGAGAAGCUGGAGUAUGACUUUAAGGUGUCUGCGCAGAACCAGAUGGGCUGGGGACGCCAUGCUUACCUGAGGGAAGCUGCCUCCCCUAAAGAGAUCCUGGAGGCCCCAGAGAUCGACCUGGACGCCAGUCUAAGGAAGGGCUUGUCUGUCAGGGCCGGCUGUCCCAUCAGGCUGUUUGCUGUCACCAGAGGCCGACCUGCACCAAAGGUGACCUGGAAGCGCAUGGGUGUGGACAACGUGGUCCGCAGGGGUCACGUUGAUCAGGUGGACUCCAUGUCCUUCCUGGUCAUUCCUGAGAGCACCAGAGAGGAUUCUGGAAGAUACUCUCUGUCCCUCUCCAAUUCUUCUGGAGAGAAGGCUGUGUUCGUCCGUGUCAAAGUCCUUGAUACUCCUGGACCUGUUGGCGGUCUGGACGCUACUAAUGUCACCAAGACGACAGCUCAGCUAUCCUGGCUUCCUCCGGAGAAUGAUGGCGGCAGUCAGAUCCUCAAUUACAUUGUGGAGAAGCGUGAGGUGGACAGGAAGACCUGGAACAAGUGCAGCGAGGAUCUGAAGAAGACCAGCUUCAAGGUCACCAAUAUGAGCCCUGGCAUGGAUUACUACUUCAGAGUCAUGGCCUGCAACAAGUACGGCAUCGGACUCCCUCAGGAUUCCCCUAGGUCGUACCUGGCUGUGGACCCCAUCAGUGAACCCGACCCACCUAAGAAGAUGGAAGUGUUGGAAAUCACCAAGAACAGUGCCACACUGGGCUGGCUGAAGCCCCUCCGAGACGGAGGAGCCAAGAUUAACGGCUAUGUGGUGGACUACCAGGAAGAUGGCUCUGCCGAGGGCAAGUGGACCCCAUACUCUGUGGUCAAAGACAUGACCAUUGUUGUGGUUGGGCUGAAGGAGGGAACCAAGUACAAGUUCAGGGUCGCUGCCAGGAACUCAGUGGGCGUCAGCCUGGCCCGAGAGGCGGAGGGCGUGUUUGAAGUCAAGGAGCAGCUCAUGGCCCCUAAGAUCAUCAUGCAGGACAUUGUGACAGUGAGGGCUGGAUCUAAGAUGGUGGUUGAAGCCAUCGUGGCUGGGAAACCGGCUCCAUUCUGCAAAUGGAAACAAGGGAGCGAGGACAUCCUGACCUCAGACCGCCUGUCAGUGGUGAAGACUCUGACCACCUGCACUUUGUCCAUCAAGAAUGUAACCAGGGCUGACAGUGGCUACUACAGCCUGUCUGCUGUAAACAGCACAUCCAGCAUCAACCAGAUCAUCAAAGUGGUGGUCAUGGACAUCCCUGGUCCGCCCGAAGGACCCCUGGAGGUCACAGAGCUGGACAUGGAUGCCUGCACCCUGCUCUGGAACCCUCCACAGGAGGACGGAGGCAGCAACAUUACCAACUACAUCAUUGAAAAGUGUGAUGUGAGCCAGGGAGACUGGCUCACCGCCUCCAUCGCCUGCACCAAAUGCAGUUUCCGUGUAGUCAAACUCACCCCUGGGAAAGAGUAUGCCUUCCGUGUUCGCGCUGAGAACCGCCUCGGCAUCUCCCAGCCCAUCUAUUCAGAGAAGACCAUCGCCAGAUAUCCUUUCGAUCCUCCAAGUGAGCCCAGAAGCUUCCAGGUCAAUAAGAUCAACAAGGAUUUUGUCAUUGUGUCCUGGGAGAAGCCCAGCAGCGACGGGGGCAGCCCCAUCACCGGCUACUGCAUCGAGAGGAAGGAGAGGAACAGCCUGCUCUGGGCCAAGGCCAAUGAAUCGGUGGUGAAAUCCACCCAGUAUACCUGCUUUGGCCUUAUCGAGGGCCUGGAGUACACCUUCAGAGUGUCUGCCAUCAACCAGGCUGGACAGGGCUUGCCCUGCAAACCAUCCGACUUCAUUACAGCCAGGACAGCCGUCGACCCACCAGGUAAACCAGAGCCCAUGGACGUCACCAAGACCACCGUCUCGUUGGUCUGGAGCCGUUCAAGAAACGACGGAGGCAGCAAGCUGAUUGGCUACUACGUGGAGUACUGCAAGAUGCCUGAGGAUAAGUGGACGCGCUGCAAUGCUAACUGCAUGAACAUCCAGACAGAGGACUACGUAGUGACUGGCCUGCAGGAGGGACAGCAGUACCUGUUCCGCAUCAUCGCCAAGACAGCCAUCAACAUCAGCCAACCCUCGGAGCUGUCCGACCCCAUCCCAGUGUUUGCAGAGAAUGUUACCCCCCGUGUAGAGCUAGGUGUCAACAUGAAAAACCUGAUCGUGGUGAAGGCUGGAGAUAACGUCUUCCUGGACGCUGAGGUAUUCGGUAAGCCUCUUCCCAAGGUGAGCUGGAAGAGAGAUGGGGCACCUCUCGUCCUGGCUGAAGGCAUGAAAACGAGUCAGAAGAAACAUGUCCACCUGCUGGAGCUCUACUCCGUCGCCAGGAAGGAGUCUGGGGACUACACCAUCACUGCUGAGAAUAUCAAUGGCUCCAAGUAUGCCACAAUCAAGGUCAAGGUGUUAGACAAACCAGGUCCUCCCGCCUCGGUGAGGAUCGGGAAGGUGUUUUCUGACCACGUGCGGCUCCGCUGGGAGCCGCCCCUAGCCGACGGUGGUUCUGAGAUCACCAACUACAUCAUCGACAAGAGGGAGACCAGCAGGGCCAACUGGGCGCUGGUCAGCUCCAACAUCCACGGCCACUCCACCGACAGCAACGUGGAGAAACUUAUCGAGGGCCACGAGUAUGAGUUCCGAGUCAGUGCUGAGAACCAGUAUGGUGUGGGAGACACCGUCAUGGCCGGCCCCGUCAUGGUCAAGAACCCAUACGAUGUACCAGGUCCAUGUGAGCCCCCAAUCAUCACUAACAUCACCAAGGACUCCAUGACGGUCAGCUGGAAGGUCCCUGCCAUCGACGGCAAGGCCACCAUCCUGGGAUACAUGUUAGAGAAACGUGAGGCCACGGAGCUGACCUGGGCCAAGGUUAACCGCAGACCUGUAAUCGACCGGACCAUCAAGGCUGUCCAGCUGACCGAAGGGUCAGAGUACGAGUUCAGAGUCAUUGCCAUGAACAAAGCCGGCCUUGGAAAACCCAGUGAUGCCUCUAAUGCCGCCCUGGCUGUUGACCCUGUCUAUCCUCCUGGCCCCCCUGCCUUCCCCAAGGUGUUUGAUUCCACCAAGAAUUCCAUCAGUUUGACUUGGACCAAACCAGCUUACGAUGGGGGUUGUGAGAUCAUUGGAUACCUGGUAGAGUGCAAGCGUGCUGAGGCUGAGGACUGGACCAAGUGCAAUGUUCCCAAAAAGCUCCAGGCCACUAAGUUCCUGAUGACUGGCCUGUUGGACAGCACUGAGUACCAGUUCAGAGUGACAGCUGUUAACAAGAUUGGAUACAGCGAGCCCAGCGAGGUCCCAGGGAACCACAUGCCAAAGGACAUCCUCAUCGCUCCAGAGGCUGAACUGGACGCUGACCUGCGUAAAGCCUUGGUCCUGAGAGCUGGCGUCACCAUGAGGCUCUAUGUUCCCCUGAGAGGACGACCCGCCCCAAAGGUCACCUGGACCAAGGUUGGUGCCAAUCUGAAGGACAGGCAGGGGGUUCUCAUCAAGACCUCUGAGUGGGACACGCUGCUGAUGAUUGAAGACGUCACCAGAUAUGACGCCGGGAAGUACGUCUUGUCCCUGGAAAACAGCAGCGGCUCAAAGAGCUACACUAUCAUCGUCAAGGUCCUCGCAACUCCUGGACCUCCAGCCAACCUGGUUGUCAAGGAGACAUCUAAAAGCCAUGCCUUCAUCACCUGGGAACCCCCUCUGAUCGAUGGUGGAAGCCCAGUGAAGAGCUACAUUGUGGAAAAGCGUUUGGCAGAGAGAAAGGCGUGGACCUGUGUUGCUACAGAAUGUCCAAAGACCUCGUUCAGGAUCACUAACCUGGAAGGGGGGCAGGCCUACUGCUUCAGGGUUCUAGCGGAGAAUGUCUACGGCAUCGGAGAGGGCUGUGAGACGGCCGGCUCUGUCAGAGCCUCAGAACAACCUGGCCCGGUAUCAGAAUUCAAGCCUCAGAAGCUUACCAAAGACUGUGUGACCCUGGGCUGGAAGAGGCCCAUCAGCGAUGGAGGUAGCCACAUAACCUCCUACAUCUUGGAGCAGAGUGAGGGGGAGGAGAAGUGGAAACUGCUGGAGCAGGGGAAGAACAUGAGCCACACCCUGGGCGAGCUGACGGAGGGUAAGGAGUACUCCUUUAGAGUCAAGGCUCUCAAUGAAUCUGGAGAAGGACCCCCCAUUGAGCUGACCAUUGUGGCCAAAGACCAGAUUGUUCCACCCAGCUUCGACUUGAGUGGUCUGCAUGAUCUGACCUACGUGGCCAAGGAGGGCAGCACAGUGCGCAUCAACAUCCCUCUGAUGGGCAUCCCGUAUCCUGCGGCAACCUGGAAAAAGGGAGAUGUUGGCCUGGGAGACACCGGCCGGAUGUGUGUGGAGGCGUCUCAGGGCCUCACUACCCUGCUCAUCAGAGACUGCCAGAGGGCCGAUGCCGACACCAUCAAAAUCACAGCCAGGAACUCAGCCGGCUCCAAGGACUGCCAGUUCAGCCUGAAGGUGGUGGGCCGGCCAGGGAUCUGCACGGGACCCAUCAAGUUUGACGAAAUCACGGCAGACGGAAUCAACCUGGAGUGGGGUCCGCCCACGGACGACGGGGGUGCAGAAGUGUCCAACUACAUCGUAGAGAAGAGGAGGACCACGGACAGCAAGUGGGCCACGGUGGCCUCGGCUACUCAGAAGAACACCAUUAGGGUGAUCAGGCUCCAUGAUGGGAUAGAGUACAUCUUCAGAGUGUUUGCAGAGAACAAAUAUGGAGUUGGGGAGUAUCUGAGAUCAGAUCCAGUCAUUGCCAUGCAUCCAUUCAAUGUUCCCGAAGCUCCUGCGCCUCCAGAGAUCGUCAGCAUCCGUCACGAGUCUGCCACCCUGAACUGGAAUGAUCCAAAAGACUCUGGGGGCUCCCCAAUAACUGGAUACCAUGUUGAGUUUAAAGAGAGGAACAGUUUGAUGUGGAAGAGGGCCAGCAAGACUCCUCUGAGGGUGAAGGAGUGCAGGGUUACCAGCCUCAUCGAGGGGCUGGAGUACGAGUUCCGGGUCAUGGCCAUGAACAUGGCUGGGCUGGGUAAAGCCAGCAGGGCCACUGAAGCUGUGGUUGCCCUGGAUCCUAUCGAUCCUCCGGGCAAGCCUGAUGUGAUCAACGUCACAAGGUGCUCUGUGACUCUGAUGUGGACAGCGCCCAAGUACGACGGGGGACACAAGUUGACGGGGUACAUGGUAGAGAAAUUAGAGGCCGGAACCAAGGCCUGGGCCAAGGCCAACCACGUCAACAUCCAGAGCUGUGCCUUCACUGUUACAGACCUAACAGAGGGAGCUCAGUACGAGUUCAGGAUCAGGGCUAGGAAUGCUGCUGGAACCAUCAGCAACGCCUCCGAACCCACAGAACUGCUCACCUGCAAGGAUGAAUAUGAACCUCCAUCAAUCACCAUCGACCCAGAGAUGAAAGAUAUUUCUGUGAGGGCUGGCGACACAAUUGUCAUCACUGCCUCGAAGAUCCUUGGUAAACCACCACCCACCGCUGUGUGGUCCAAGGCUGGUCGCGAGUUCAAGAACUCUGACAUUGUCAGCAUCACCAGCACCCCGACCUCCUCUACCAUGUCCAUCAAGUACGCAAGUAGGAAGAACACUGGAGAAUACACCAUCACCGCCAGCAACCCCUUCGGCAUCAAGGAAGACCACAUCAAGGUCAAAGUUCUUGACAUCCCCGGACCUCCAGGCCCAAUUAAGGCCAGCAACAUUUCAGCUGAGAAGUGUACCCUGACUUGGCUUCCCCCUGAUGAGGAUGGAGGAUCCUCCAUUAAAUGCUAUGUCCUCGAGAAGCGAGAGACUAGCCGCCUGCUGUGGACCAAGCUAGCCGAAGAUGUCAUGGAUUGCAGAUUUGUAGCAACCAAGCUGAUCAAGGGCAACGAGUACAUCUUCAGAGUGUCUGCUGUAAACCAGUAUGGAACUGGAGACUCUGUGCAGUCUGGCCCCAUCAAAAUGACUGACAGUUACCGUGCACCCGGUCCACCAUCGACGCCAGAGGUUGAUAACAUCACCCGAAACUCAGUCACCAUUUCUUGGAAGAGACCAAUCGUGGAUGGAGGAAGUGACAUCAGAGGUUAUUCUGUUGAAAGGAAGGAGAGGAAAGGAAUGCGCUGGGUGAGAGCAUCUAAGAGGACGGUCCCUGACUUGCGUUUCAAGGUGCAAGGUUUGAGUGAGGGAGUCGAGUACGAGUUCAGAGUGACUGCAGAGAACAAGGCUGGCUUCGGGGAACCCAGUGAGCCUUCUCACCCAGCUAUGACCAAGGAUAUCGUAUAUCCACCUGGUCCUCCAUCCAACCCAAGAAUCACAGACACAACCAGAACUACGGCCACAUUCAGCUGGGGUCACCCUCAUUAUGACGGAGGUCUGAAUGUGGAUGGAUACAUAGUUGAGUACAAAAAGGAGGGACACGAUGACUGGGAAAAAGCAACACAGACGCUUCUUCGAAUCACAGGAUAUGUUAUCGGCAACCUUGAAAAGGGAGGAAAGUACCACUUCAGAGUCAGAGCUGAGAACACGGAGGGUGUCGGAGAACCUGCAGAAAUUGAGAAGGUGAUAGAUCUUAUCGAUCAGGAAUCCCUACCAGACUUUGAGCUUGAUGCUGAGCUGAGAAGAACCCUGGUGGUCAGGUGUCGGGCCUCCAUACGCCUGUUUGUUCCAAUCAAGGGACGUCCCAUACCGGAUGUGACCUGGAGUAAAGAUGACACCAACCUGAAGAUGCGAGCUCACAUUGACACAACAGAGUCCUUUACACUGCUUGUCAUUCCUGACUGCACCAGAUAUGAUGCUGGCAAAUAUAACCUCUGCCUGGAAAAUGUUGCUGGAAAGAAGACUGGCUUUAUAAACGUCAAGGUUCUGGACACACCUGGACCACCAAUCAACCUCCAACCCAGAGAGAUCACCAAGGGCAGCAUCACCUUACAAUGGGAAUUCCCAAUCAUCGAUGGUGGAUCUAAGAUUCACAACUACAUCAUUGAGAAGAGAGAGGCUACCAAGAAAGCCUACACAGUUCUAAGCACUAAAUGGCAGAAAUGUUCCUUCAAGAUCCCUGAUUUGGAAGAGGGUGCUUACUACUACUUCCGUGUGUCUGCUGAAAACGACCUUGGAGUGGGAGAGCCUGCUGAAACCCCCGAGCCCAUCCGGGUGUCUGAGGCCCCCUCGGCUCCUGAGGAUCUAUAUGUCACUGAUGUUUCUUCAGACAGUGCUAGCCUGGCCUGGGCCAAACCCCUGCAUGACGGUGGGACCUUGAUCACAGGAUACGUAAUUGAAGCCCAGAAGAAGGACACAGACCAAUGGGUCCAUGUGGCUGCCAUCAAGGCCCUGGACUACGUCGUCACAGAUCUGACUGAGGGCGCAGAAUAUAUCUUCCGCAUUAUGGCGGUUAAUGCAUCAGGCAGAAGCGAUCCUCGUGAAAGCAGGCCAGCCAUUAUUAAAGAACAGACAAGUGCACCAUCAUUUGACAUGCGUGGCGUCUACCAGAAGAUUGUGAUUGCUAAGGCUGGGGACAGAGUCAAGGUGGAGAUCCCAGUGCUUGGCAAACCUAGACCUGUGGUAUCCUGGAAGAAGGAAGACACAUCCUUGAAGGAGACACAGAGGAUCAACACAGAAACCACAACUACCUCCACAAUACUCAAUAUUAGUGAAAUCAAGAGGACAGAUGGAGGCCAGUAUUCCAUCACAGGAAAGAACCUAUUGGGCACUGUCACUGAAACCAUCACAGUCCUUGUUCAUGACAUUCCUGGGCCUCCCACUGGACCCAUCAAGAUAGAAGAGGUAUCAUGUGAUUAUGUUCUGCUGUCCUGGGAGGGACCAGAGAACGAUGGAGGGGUUCCCAUCAACAACUACAUUGUUGAGAUGAGGGAGACUAUCGGCACUUCCUGGAUGGAGCUGGCUGCUACAGUUAUUCGGACCACAUUCAAAGCAGCCCGCCUGACAACAGGAGUACAGUAUCAGUUCCGUGUCAAGGCCCAGAACAGAUAUGGUAUUGGACCUUCCAUUGUUUCUGAGUCGGUUGUUGCGGCGUAUCCAUUUGAUGUUCCGGGCCAACCUGGUACACCGUCUGUAACAUCUUUCAACAAGGACUCUAUGACUCUGAGCUGGAAUGAGCCUUCCUCAGAUGGAGGCAGCCCGAUCCUUGGCUACAACGUAGAGCGGAAGGAGAAGAACAGCAUUCUGUGGCAAAAGAUCAGCAAGGCAUUGGUUGUUGGAAAUAUCUUCAAAUCUACAGGUCUUGUCGAUGGUAUUGCAUAUGAAUACCGUGUCAUUGCUGAAAACAUGGCUGGCUUGAGCAUAGCUAGCAAGCCCUCGGAGACAAUGUAUGCCCUGGAUCCAGUAGACCCCCCAGGCAGACCUGUGGCUCUGAACAUCACCAGGCAUGAAGUGACUGUUUCAUGGACAAAACCGGAGGGAGACGGAGGAUUCUCCAUCACAGGAUACCAAGUAGAAAGAAGAGAGCUCCCCAAUGGACGCUGGCUUAAAGCUAAUUUCAACAACAUCCUGGAGACUACAUACACGGUCAGUGGUCUGACUGAAGAGACCACUUAUGAGUUCCGUGUGUGUGCCAGAAACUCUGCAGGAGCCGUGAGCACCCCAUCUCAGCCGUCAGACGAGAUCACAUGCAGAGAUGACAUUGAGGAACCAAAGCUUGAUGUUGACUCUUCCUACAGCACCACAGUUGUGGUAAUGGCAGGAGAGUUGUUCAAAUUGGAGGCCAACGUGAGCGGUAGACCGAUCCCCUUAUUGGUAUGGUCCAAAGAUGGUAAAGAGCUUGAGGACACAGCUAAACUGGAAAUCAAGUCCUCUGACUUCCACACAACUCUGGUAGGCAAGGACUCCUUGAGAAGGGAUGGUGGAGUUUUUACUCUGACAGCAAGCAACCCAGGUGGCUUUGCCAAGUUUACAUUCAAUGUUAAGGUGCUUGACCGACCCGGACCGCCAGACUGUCUCACAGUGUCUGACAUCGCUGCUGAAAAGUGUGUUCUCAACUGGCUUCAUCCCCCUCAUGAUGGAGGUGCUAAGAUCGAGUACUUUAUCAUUCAGAAGCGCGAGACUAGUAGGCUUGCCUGGACCAAUGUGGCUACAGACCUUGAAGCCAAUAGAUUCAAGAUUACAAAGCUUCUGAAGGGCAAUGAGUAUGUAUUUAGGGUCAUGGCCGUAAACAAGUAUGGCGUUGGUGAGCCUGCAGAAACACAAGCUGUUAUUUGUGUCAACCCCUACGUUGCUGCUGACCAACCCCAACAGCCCGAAGUGACUACCAUCACCAAGGACUCAAUGGUGGUCUGCUGGGAGCGCCCCGAACAUGAUGGAGGUAGCAGCAUCAACACCUACAUUGUGGAGAGGAGAGAUAAGACUGGCUUACGCUGGGUGAAAUGCAACAAGAGGACAGUAUCAGACCUCAGAUUCAAGGUUUCCGGCCUUACACCCGGGCAUGAAUAUGAAUUCAGAAUUCUAGCUGAAAACAAUGCUGGUUUGAGCCAACCUAGUCAAUCAAGUCCAUUUUACAAAGCCAUCGACACCAUUUUCCAGCCAGGACCCCCUGGCAACCCCAGAGUGUUGGACACCACCAAGUCCUCUGUCACUGUUGCCUGGAACAAGCCUGUGUAUGAUGGUGGUUCAGAAAUCACUGGCUACAUUGUGGAGACUUGCCUUCCUGAGGAAGAUGAAUGGACUAUCCACACUCCAAAGAAAGGGUGGACUGCCACCUCUUUUACGAUCACCAGCCUGAAGGAAAACCAGGAAUAUAAAAUCAACAUUUGUGCCACUAACAGUGAGGGUGUAGGAGAACCCACAACUGUGCCUGGUACUGCCAAAUCCGAGGACAGGCUGCUUCCUCCAGAGAUUGAGCUUGGAGCAGAGCUCCGUAAGGUGGUCUGCAUCAGGGCCUGCAGCACCCUCAGGUUGUUUGUCCCCAUCAAGGGAAGACCAGCGCCUGAAGUUAAAUGGUCCAGAGAGCAUGGGGAAUCCCUGGAUAAGGCCAUCAUUGAAAUUACUCCUUCCUUCACCACUCUCCAAGUGGAGACAGUGGACAGGUUUGAUGGAGGUAAAUAUAUGGUUACUGUUGAGAACGCCUCAGGAAGCAGGACCGCCUAUGUGAACGUCAGAGUGUUGGAUACUCCUGGAGCACCUCAGAAUCUAGUGUUUAAAGAGGUCACCAGAGAUUCAGUCUCCCUUGUGUGGGAUGCUCCCCUUAUUGAUGGUGGCUCCAGAAUUCGCAACUACAUUGUUGAGAAGAGAGAGUCCAACAGGAAGGCCUACUCAACAGUCUGUGCAAGCUGUCACAAAUCCAGCUGGAAAGUUGGAGAUCUGGAGGAAGGAAAACUUUACUUCUUUAGAAUUUUGGCUGAAAAUGAGUAUGGCGUCGGUCUCCCAGUAGAGACUAUGGAACCAGUUAAAGCAUCAGAGAAGCCUCUGCCACCAGGAAAGGUAUCCCUCCUGGAUGUCACAGGCACAAGCGUCACUCUUUCAUGGGAGAAACCUGAGCAUGAUGGAGGCAGCAGGAUAACAGGUUACAUUGUUGAGAUGCAGGGUAAAGGCAGUGACAAAUGGACCCAAGUUAUGGUCUCCAAGUCCAAUCAGACAGUUGUAUCUGGCUUGACUCAAGGAGAAGAGUACAUGUUCCGUAUCUCGUCAACCAACGAGAAGGGAAUGAGUGACCCUCGUGCCCUCAGUAUGCCGGUUCUGGCUAAAGAUCUUGUCAUUUCCCCAACCUUCAAGCUGAUUUUCACCACAUUCAGUGUAAUGGAAGGAGAUGAUCUGAAGUUAGAUCUACCAUAUGCUGCUUGUCCAAAGGCUGCGGUAACUUGGCUCAAGGAUGGCGUUGCUCUUAAGGAAACAACUAGAGUCAACGCUGAAGCUUCUGAGAAGAAUCUCCACAUGAUCAUCAGGGAGGCCUGCAGAGAAGAUGUAGGAACAUACACGAUUAAAUUGAGCAACACAGCAGGAGAGGCUACUACAGACAUAAGUGUUGUUGUUCUUGAUAAGCCUGGUCCACCCACUGGCCCUAUCAAACUGGAUGAGAUCACUGCUGACAGUCUGGUCUUGUCCUGGAACCCACCAGAAUAUGACGGAGGGUGCUCCAUUAACAACUACGUUGUUGAAAAGAGAGACACAUCAACCACUAACUGGCAGAUUGAGAUUGAUGGUUUUUAG
This is a messenger RNA of Gadus chalcogrammus (walleye pollock), 60622 nucleotides long. RefSeq names its product titin-like. The transcript has 215 exons. Gene Ontology annotation, molecular function: protein binding. Lineage: Eukaryota; Metazoa; Chordata; Actinopteri; Gadiformes; Gadidae. The record is from RefSeq and is a predicted model, not a curated record. The coding region runs from base 245 to 60622 and encodes 20125 amino acids.